Messenger RNA from Coregonus sp. 'balchen', 54234 nucleotides. Lineage: Eukaryota; Metazoa; Chordata; Actinopteri; Salmoniformes; Salmonidae. The record is from the annotation of a GenBank genome assembly.
AAUUCUAUGAACCUUCCUCCAGACAAAGCGCGACUACUGCGGCAGUACGACAAUGAGAAAAAGUGGGAGCUCAUCUGUGAUCAGGUGGGAUGUUGCUUAUUCACUGUCAAUAACCUGUUCACAAACUCCUAGUUUGGGAUCUAAUAUCCGGUGUGUCCGGUGACUCACAAGUCUAACCAAUGAAGAGGGCACUCUGUGGCUGCAUCCCAUAUUUACAUUUAACAUUUAAGUCAUUUAGUAGACGCUCUUAUCCAGAGCGACUUACAAAUUGGUGCAUUCAACUUAGGAUAUUUCCUAUAUAGUGCACUACUUUAGACCAGAGCCCAAUGGAACCUGGUCAAAAGUAGUGCACUAUAAACGGUAUAGGGUGCCAUUUGCGACGCAAGUGUUGUGUUCAGCAGACUGAGUGCUCGGCCCUUCUGCCAGUGUGUUUUCUGCUUAACUGAGCAGAGGGAAAAGAGGAGAGUGAGAGAGGGACCACCAAGCACCCGCUCAGGCUAAGGAUACAAUUGAUACGAAGCCACCCUGAACACAAUGAAGCUGGAGUGUGGCAGUGGGAAGAAUUAGCAAUUUGCUGCCUGGUCAAUUUUUUUUUUUUCUUCACGUUUUUGUAUCUGACUGGAGUUAAUGUUUCUGUCACUGUCGUACAUCAAGUGAUGUGUGAGGUGGUCUGGCAUUUUGCAAUGCCACCCUAUUCCCAAUUUAGUGCACUACUUUUGACCACGGCCCAUAGGGUUCAAUUAGUGGUGUAAAGAUGACCUGAUGGAAUUCUGUCCUCGGAAAGUUUCAGUGUGAGAUGUGAGACGCCGGGAUCCAAUAUUUUCUUCACUGUUUGUGCAAACAAAGUUGGAUCAUAUUUUCUAAAAAUAGACUUCUAGGUUUUCAUGUUUGCCAUCAAAAUAACUAACCCAUGUUAAAGCCUUGAAUAAUAUGUUUUCCAUGUCACAUUAUAGCUACACCAAAUUUCUUUAUGUAUAAUCAUGGCAACUGCGAUGUUCGUAGGGGUAACCAGAGAAACAAGGCUGAUAAGUACAUUAGCUUUUAACAAUAUUUAUCCUGAAAAUACAUUCAGGGGGGUUGAAAUAUUACAUUUUGGGGCGGGAAUUAUGAAGUUAGAUCAAAUAUUAAAGAUGCUCUCACAACGAAAACAACCAUCAGAGACUGUAUCACGUAAUGAUGCCUAAUGAGCCUUACUCUGACCCUCAGUAGACCUCUCUCAUCUACAUCAUGGCUUUGUCCCAAAUGGCACCCUAGUGGCACAAAAUAAAGAAUAGGGCCCCUCAGGGGUGCGUGCUCAGUCCCCUCCUGUACUCCCUGUUCACCCAUGACUGCAUGGCCAGGCACGACUCCAACACCAUCAUUAAGUUUGCCAACGACACAACAGUGGUAGGCCUGAUCACCGACAAAGAUGAGACAGCCUAUAGGGAGGAGGUCAGAGACCUGGCCGUGUGGUGCCAGGAUAACAACCUCUCCCUCAACGUGACCAAGACAAAGGAGAUGAUUGUGGACUACAGGAAAAAAAAGAGGACUGAGCACGCCCCCAUUCUCAUCGACGGGGCUGUAGUGGAACAGGUUGAGAGCUUCAAAUUCCUUGGUGUCCACAUCACCAACGAACUAUCAUGGUCCAAACACACCAAGACAGUCGUGAAGAGGGCACGACAAAGCCUAUUCCCCCUCAGGAGACUGAAAAGAUUUGGCAUGGGUCCUCAGAUCCUCAAAAAAUUCUACAGCUGCACCAUCGAGAGCAUCCUGACUGGUUGCAUCACCGCCUGGUAUGGCAACUGCUUGGCCUCUGACCGCAAGGCACUACAGAGGGUAGUGCGUACGGCCCAGUACAUCACUGGGGCCAAGCUUCCUGCCAUCCAGGACCUCUAUACCAGGCAGUGUCAGAGGAAGGCCCUCAAAAUUGUCAAAGACUCCAGCCACCCUAGUCAUAGACUGUUCUCUCUGCUACCGCACGGCAAGCGGUACCGGAGUGCCAAGUCUAGGUCCAAAAGACUUCUCAACAGCUUCUACCCCCAAGCCAUAAGACACCUGAACAGCUAAUCAUGGCUAUCCGGACUAUUUGCACUGCCCCCCCACCCCAUCUUUUUACGCUGCUGCUACUCUGUUAAUUAUUUAUGCAUAGUCACUUUAACUCUACCCACAUGUACAUAUUACUUCAACUACCUCAACUAGCCGGUGCCCCCGCACAUUGACUCUGCACCGGUACCCCCCUGUAUAUAUAGCCUCCCUACUGUUAUUUUAUUUUACUUCUGCUCUUUUUUCUCAACACUUUUUUGUUGUUUUAUUCUACUUUUUUAUUCAAAAUAAAUGCACUGUUGGUUAAGGGCUGUAAGUAAGCAUUUCACUGUAAUGUCUGCACCUGUUGUAUUCGGCGCAUGUGGCCAAUAAAAUUUGAUUUGAUUUUAUUUGGGACGCAGCGCAAAUCAAGAAAAGAGCAGAAGUAAAAUAAAAUAUGGCUUCUCUGUUUGUGGAUGGAAUGUUGAUACAGCAAUGUUUUUGGAAGUUGGGUCGUUUCACGAAAAGAGUACCUUUUGAUCAUUUAAGUAGACAUUUUGCACAAUGAUAUAUUUUUUAAAUAAUGUUACAUUAAGUGGAGUGCCCUUUAAUAUAGCAGAACACGUCAACCCUGUUACUCAUUGAUAGACAGGCUAGAAAUGUUGUAAAACAAUUUUUUUGCAUUCAAUUGCCCCUCUCUGUUGCACACAACAAGCUUCCAUUCCUCCUGUCACAACGGGAUUUAUGGCCGAUUUGAGCUUAAAUUGUCAACCCUGUUACGGUCAACCCUGUUACAGUCAACCCUGUUACUUUAUUUGGAACUUAAUAGGCACUUAGUAUAGUAUAUUUUAUUUAUUUAACCUUUUUAUGGGAAAACUUGUUUUUUAUUAAGUUGAACAUGUGCUUUGUAUGACAGAAUGUAAAAAUGAUGUGAUGUAAAACACUACCCAAAAGGGACUCAUUUCAUGGAACGACCCAGUUAUUCAUGAAGCUUCAUCAUCAGCCUUUAGAUUGGAAAAGCCCUUGAAGCAAAGUGUCUCUCGACUUGUUCCUCCUGCAACACAGAAGAGAGAAGUCUGCUUUCCCCAUUCAUAGAGGAGUUGUAACGAUUUGAUAGAUCAGCUGCCUGACUCCCCAGUAAGGUACAUGUUCAGUGAUUCCUCUCUAUCCCUUUGAACUGGGAGAGAUUUCUCUCCUCUCCUUCCUGUCCUCUCAUCCACACUGCAGUGCUGUUUCUGAGAAUGGGGGAGAAGCGCUGCCUGGGAUUUUAAAGAUAUUCUCCGGUACUUUUGUAUACUUUUUAGCCAGUAGGUCUGAAAGUAGUGCUCACAAACCAAAAGUGGUCCCCAAAAAGUGCGUACUACGUCACAUAUGUGCAGAUAUGUGCUCCACGUCAUUGCUCUCUCUCUCUCUCUCUGCUGUGUCCAGUGAGCCAUUGGGCCCGCCCUGCAACCUCAUUGGAUAAUGCUGGGCAGGCCUCUUUCUAGCUGUCACUCAAAUGCAAGGGGCUGAAGCUCAUUGGCUAGAACUCUAAUUGCUAGGGGACUGGCCCACGUGGGCGGAAAUGUAGAGAAAAUUACAUGGCACAGCUUCAAGAAAACAGUUGCUUUCACACUUGGGAUUUCGAGGCUAAUUGAGGUAAGACAGUAAUUCUGCUCAUAGAUUAUGCAUGAAUGAACUACUCAUUGACACAUCUAGCCCAAAGCGGAAGGUUUAAAAAAUACUUUCUUAGUCGCCAAAGUACCGGAGCAUGUCUUUAACUUGGGGCUUUACAUGGCUGCUCGGUUCUAAUUACCAGGAAUUCAUUCCUCCUCUUUAUCUGGCGGCUAUACCAAGCCCCUCUCUCCCUUCACACACAGGAUAUUACAUAAGCCCCUGGCACUGCACCCUUUAACCACUAACCUCCCAGUCUCUCACUUCCUACUCUCCCAGCUCCCUUAACCCCUACCUUCCCAGUUUCCCCCUCCCCUGUCUUACUCAGCCCCCAUUCUGCAGGUGCAGAGGAGAGGAGGAGUGAUUCUACUACAGCCCAGAUGGAAUCCAGACCACUACCCUCCUCUAUCCUCUGACUACUUUUAUGGCUGUCAUAGACCAUGCAGGAACUAUUUUAUAUGUGCCCCUAUAAAUCUCAUAUACUUUCUCUACACUAUAGGCCCGCCAUAUAUAUUCCCCUGUCCUUGUAUUAGCAACAUAGGCAGCCUGUCACCAACAAUGGUUUCCAUUUGUGCCACCCAAAUUGCACCCUAUUCCCUAUAUAGUGCACUACUUUUGACCCGAGCCCUAUGGGUGACCCUAUGGGCCCUGGUCAAAAGUAGUGCAGUAUAAAGGGAAUAGGGUGCCAUUUGGGACUGAGAGGCAGCAGCACUCACACAUGCAUUGAUGUAACGGUGAGGCCAUCGCCAUCAUCACAUAGCCAGCAAUAGGAUGAUCAAACCGCUCACCCAGAAAAUAAAAACAACUCUCAGUCUGCAUCCCUGCAUGUCUGACCCGCGUUGCCGAGCGACAUGUAGUGAGCUCUGGAGCACUGUGGGGGGAAUGCAAAAAACUGCCUACUUCCAGCCACAGCCAGUCAGUCAGUGCAGCCGGGGUAGCCAGUCUGCCUCCUGAGCUCUUAGUAGGCACAGAUGCCCCACCGCAGUGCAUAAAUACUGCAUAGACACAAAGCUAUUAUGUGGGAACAGGAGCUGUGUAUACUAGUUAAUCACCCUUCUGGACUGGCCACUUCUCUGUUUUCGUCCCGAAUGGCACCCUAUUCCAUAUAUAGUGCAUUACUUUUGACCAGAGUCCAACAGACUACCUCUGUUAGGGUGGUAGCUAACAGCAUGCUGAGGCAUACUGGUCACGUCCACUUCAGUGUGAGUGGAGAGUCAAUCAGACAUAGGGCCUGUCCCAAAUGACACCCUAUUCCCUAUAUAGUGCACUUCCUGGGGAAUGUAGUGCACUAUAUAGGGAAUAGGGUGCGGUUUGGUACUCAGACUCAUUCAAACAGACUGCUUCCCAGCUCUCCAGCCUCUCACAACACAACAAAGCCCUAUGAUUUACAUUGACUGGAUGGAUGAUGGUGAUUCAUGAUGGGGAUUUUGCUAGAUUCGAUAAUAUAUAGAGGGGUGUCCGUGUCAAGAUCAGCUGUUAUUGUAGUCAGUCUCCACCACAUUCCAAAAAUAUAAUUCCACCACCAGCUGGUUUCACAUUGAGGCAAGAGAAUCAAAACGAGUCAAUAAUAUUGGGGUCCCUGUGAGUGAUGAUCUUAUGCCUUUGAUUCGAGUGCCGAUAUAAAACAACAACUGUGAUGUUUCUUAGCCCGCAGGCUUGAGCAAAGUAGCUCAUAUCUGAUGCUAAACACAAUUGUCCAUACACCAAUAUACAUUUUGGGUAAUGUUGUCCCUUUUAACCCUUCACAGUUAGCUGAGUAACUACAUAAUGAGAGCGAAAGUAUUCUAAUGUGUCUGUCCUCCUCUCUCUCUCUCUCUCUCUCUCUCUCUCUCUCUCUCUCUCUCUCUCUCUCUCUCUCUCUUCUCUCUCUCUUUCUCUCUUUCUCCAUCUGUCUGUCUCUCCCUCUCACAGGAACGAUUCCAAGUGAAGAACCCACCUCACACAUACAUCCAGAAGCUGAGGGGCUAUCUGGACCCGGCCGUCACCAGGAAGGUGAGUGAGAGAGAGAGAGAAUGAGAGAGAGAGAGAGAGAGAGAGAGAGAGAGAGUGUUGAUUGUUCCCAACCAACUGUUCCACUGCCUCAGCCUCUUUCUUCCCCUUUAAACCAGCCCCACACCACCAGGAUAUCCCACCGUCCCUAUGGCUGUGGAAAGAAGGUCCAGUGGCCCCGAGAAGUAGUGGGCCCUUGGAGUUAAAGGGACAUUGCACUUUCAAAUCAGUAAUGUCAAGAUGAAACCACAACCCACAACAUCGGUUGUGUAGGUCCAGCUACUGUAUGUCUCCACCCCAAAUGAAUGGAACAUCAUCAUGGGAUGUAGGCAUAUAGGUUUAACAUGGCCUUGCAGAGCCUAACCAUAGUUUAAAGGACUGUUAUGAUAUUAUCCCCACAAUGUGCUGGUGGUAGCAUUAUGGGAGUGAAGCAGCCAGGACUGGCUAAGGCUGACUCUUUGGCUACAGAAUGGUUUUCUAAAGUAAAGUGUCAGCCAACCUUCAGGCCUUGCCAAUAGGCAGAGUUUUGGCUCGCGGAGAGAGAUCGUGCCGCUGUGAGAAGGGAUGCGUCCAUAAUGGCACGCUAUUCCCUUUAUAGUGCACUACUUUUGUCCAGGGCCCAUAUGGUAUAAAGGGAAUAGGGUGCUAUUUGGGUCGCAGACACAGAGUUGUCGCUCUUUGUGAUAAAAACAAAUUAACUGAAUGACUCUGCCAGAAUAACAGCAAAUUGCUCCAGAUAAUUUAAUUACGCUGCCUGACUGGAAUUAAAGUUUCAGAGACACAUUAUACGCUACGGCAGCGUGAAGAGAGCGAGAGUUCAGAUCUGUAUCUGCCGAUGGAUGUGACGUCUGCUACGCAAGUAGAAUGUCUGUCUAUGCCAUCAUCUUCCCUGCUUAGCUGAGUUAGGCUAAUGUUGAAUUAUUUCGAACAUUCAUUUUUCAUAGUGUUGAAGUUUGUCCCUUGUCUCGUCCCCUGAUAGAAAAAGCAAAGGGAAUAUGUCAUGUAUCGCGACACAUCUUGUAUUUUGGCACUCCUGCAUCCCUAGCUGCAUUAUCGAUGUCCCUUCUAUGUUUUGGUGUACGUCUCCAUCAGAGCAUCGCCAUUGUCUAAGUCUAUCCCAGAUGGCACCCUAAUCCCUUUCUAGUGCACUACUUUUAACCAGAUCCCUAUGGGGGUGCCAUUUGGGACGCAUACUUAGUACACUCUUUUAAUGAUACCGAACAUGAUUAAAGAUUAGCGUUUCUCUCUGGAGACAGAGAUAAAGGAGAAGAAGAAUGAUGAAGAACAAAAUUGGCAAGGAGAAGAGAGGAAUAGAGAAGAAUAUAAAGAGGGAGGAUGGUGGAUGAGAAGUGCUCAUAUUGUAGUCAGAUGUAAGACUAUGAGGAGGAGUGUACUAUGGUAUGGGGCAGGUUUGAUCUGCAUCCCAAAUGACACCCUAUAUACAGUGAGGGAAAAAAGUAGUUGAUCCCCUGCGGAUUUUGUACGUUUGCCCACUGACAAAGAAAUGAUCAGUCUAUAAUUUUAAUAGUAGGUUUAUUUGAACAGUGAGAGACAGAAUAACAACAACAAAAUCCAGAAAAACACAUGUCAAAAAUGUUAUGAAUUGAUUUGCAUUUUAAUGAGGGAAUAAGUGUUUGACCCCUCUGCAAAACAUGACUUAGUACUUGGUGGCAAAACCCUUGUUGGCAAUCACAGAGGUCAGACGUUUCUUGUAGUUGGCCACCAGGUUUGCACACAUCUCAGGAGGGAUUUUGUCCCACUCCUCUUUGCAGAUCUUCUCCAAGUCAUAAAGGUUUCAUGGCUGAUGUUUGGCAACUCAAACCUUCAGCUCCCUCCACAGAUUUUCUAUGGGAUUAAGGUCUGGAGACUGGCUAGGCCACUCCAGGACCUUAAUGUGCUCCUUCUUGAGCCACUCCUUUGUUGCCUUGGCCGUGUGUUUUUGUUCAUUGUCCUGCUGGAAUACCCAUCCACGACCCAUUUUCAAUGCCCUGGCUAAGGGAAGGAGGUUCUAACCCAAGAUUUGACGGUACAUGGCCCCGUCCAUCGUCCCUUUGAUGCGGUGAAGUUGUCCUGUCCCCUUAGCAGAAAAACACCCCCAAAGCAUAAUGUUUACACCUCCAUGUUUAACGGUGGGGAUGGUGUUCUUGGGGUCAUAGGCAGCAUUCCUCCUCCUCCAAACACGGCAAGUUGAGUUGAUGCCAAAUAGCUCCAUUUUGGUCUCAUCUGACCACAACACUUUCACCCAGUUCUCCUCUGAAUCAUUCAGAUGUUCAUUGGCAAACUUCAGACGGGCAUGUAUAUGUGCUUUCUUGAGCAGGGGGACCUUGCGGGCGCUGCAGGAUUUCAGUCCUUCACGGCGUAGUGUGUUACCAAUUGUUUUCUUGGUGACUAUGGUCCCAGCUGCCUUGAGAUCAUUGACAAGAUCCUCCCGUGUAGUUCUGGGCUGAUUCCUCACCGUUCUCAUGAUCAUUGCAACUCCAUGAGGUGAGAUCUUGCAUGGAGCCCCAGGCCGAGGGAGACUGACAGUUCUUUUGUGUUUCUUCCAUUUGCGAAUAAUCACACCAACUGUUGUCACCUUCUCACCAAGCUGCUUGGCGAUGGUCUUGUAGCCCAUUCCAGCCUUGUAUAGUUCUACAAUCUUGUCCCUGACAUCCUUGGAGAGCUCUUUGGUCUUGGCCAUGGUGGAGAGUUUGGAAUCUGAUUGAUUGAUUGCUUCUGUGGACAGGUGUCUUUUAUAAAGGUAACAAGCUGAGAUUAGGAGCACUCCCUUUAAGAGUGUGCUCCUAAUCUCAGCUCGUUACCUGUAUAAAAGACACCUGGGAGCCAGAAAUCUUUCUGAUUGAGAGGGGGUCAAAUACUUAUUUCCCUCAUUAAAAUGCAAAUCAAUUUAUAACAUUUUUGACAUGCGUUUUUCUGGAUUUUUUGUUGUUGUUAUUCUGUCUCUCACUGUUCAAAUAAACCUACCAUUCAAAUUAUAAACUGAUAAUUUCUUUGUCAGUGGGCAAACGUACAAAAUCAGCAGGGGAUCAAAUACGUUUUUCCCUCACUGUAUUACAUUACUUUUGACCAGAGCCUAGUCAAAAGUAGUGCACCAUAUAGGGAUUAGGGUGCCAUUUGAAACACAGCCUUAGUGUAUGGGAGGAUGGCUCCCAGAUGAUGGAAGUGACUGGUCCAGGUUCUCUCUCUCUCUUUCUGUCAGGGUGUAAACACUUAGCACUGCGAUGGCUGAAGGAAGGAUUUAUUAUACACUGGUUUGCAUCCCAAAUGGCACCCUAUUCCCUAUAGUGCAUUACUUAUGGGCCAUGGAGAGACCUAUAGGGCUCUGGUCAAAAGUAGUGCACUAUAUAGGGGAUAGGGUGCCAUUUGGGACACAUUCACUGACUCCAGGGCCUGCAUAUGUUAGCCAUCGCUCUCUUUGUUUGUCUAACAGCACUGACCCAAGUAUGGUCUUCCUCUAUCUUUAUUGAAAACGUCUGUCACAAUCGGGCCUUAAGCGAGAGGCACCAGCGCUUUAUUAAAACAGGUCUAAGCUGCUCUCAGAUGAGUGGGUUGGAGGAAAGACUUCCCUGGCCUCCCGUGUUUAUUUUCACAUCGAAACGUAGGCCUAUAUGGGCCGUUUAGCACAUGCCGUGGUAGAGAAGGACCAUGAGAAACUUCUCCAAUAUUCCUAAGUCUGCUCCCUCUAACGUAGGGCUUAUACCAUGUUCCAACAAUAGUUCUCAGCCUGCACCAGGGGAGAGUGGGAAAGAGAGAGGGGGAAAGUGAGAGAGUUAGGGGGAAAGUGAGAGAGAGUGGGAAAGUGAGCGAGAGAGGGGGGGGGGGGAGUGAGAGAGAGAGAGAGAGGGGGGGGGGUGAAAUAGAGAGAGAGAGUCAGGGGAAAUAGAGAGAGAGACGGGGAAAGAGAGAGGCAAGAGAGAGAGUUAUGGUUUUACAUUCCUGCUCAGCCCCCUUUUCUUCAGACUCAAACAAUUGCCACUUUGUGUCUCUGUGGAGAGCCGGAGUUGGAGGUCAUUGCCUCCACUUUACAUAUGCAGGCCCAGUGCAUUCCUCUGGGCAGCUCUCAGCCAAUAGACAGCCAAGGAGGAAGAUUUCCAUUCCAAAAAGUCCCCAAGAAUGUAUCAGCCUUUGAUUUGUUUCCAGGAUGACCCCUCCGGAGCGCGCACUGCUCCCCACUCAUCAGAGCUCCCCACUCUCUACCUCUUUCUCUCUCUUUGCUAUCUCUCUCUUUCCCCCUGUUUUCCCUGCUCUAUUGCUCUCUCUUCUUACCCCCGCUCUCUUUCCCUGCUUUAUUUAUCUCUCCCUGCUUUCUCUCCUCUGUUUCACUCUGCUCUCUCUCUCCCUCUCCUCUAUAUCCCCCUAUUCUCUGUCCUCUCUCCUCUCUUUUCCUCUCUCCCCUGCUCUCUCUGGAUCUGCGCUGCAGCUGGUAGUACUUAGUGAGGAGUGGGGUGUUUGUGUAUGUGUGUACGUGACUGUGUGUGGGGGUGGGGGGGGGUCAGGGAGUCUGCGCAGUACCCCUCGCACUUGCUCUGCUUUCCACACAAACACACAAAGGGGCUCCUCCCUAAUAAAAACACUCUGUUUCUCAUCUCCACAUGUGCCAAACACACACACCACCGGCCCCCAGCCCAGUAUUACGGGCCCAGAGAAGCCCUGGCAAUGGGAACGUCCCUGUACCUCUCUCGCUCUCUCUCUCUCCCUUUCUCUCUCUAUCUCUGUGUUUCUAACACUGAGUCUAGCUCUGUUUGUUUCCUCCCUGAUAGAUACAGAGUGCAUCCCAAAUUGCACUCUAUUCCCUACACUAUGCACUAUGGACACAGCAUGGAAAGGGAAGGAAAGGCCCCAGCCAAACUGGGUGGAUAUGGAUACUGGGAGCCUCUGUCUCUGUCAUUGGUGAUGCAAUGAUUUCACUCUCUGUCAUCAGGGAGAUUGUUUUCUUCCUCUGAACUAGUAGUGAUCAACAUUGGUUCUUCUGGGCGUUGAUUACGAAUGCUGCUAGCGAGCCCCGUCGCUCACGCUUUCGUGCUUUUUGUAUUCCUCCUCCUCCUCACAGCUGUUGCGCAACAGGCUGCAGGGCUUUUGUUUGGAGUCGAGCGAGAGAGAGAGAAAGAGAGAGAGAAAGAGAGAGAGAGAGGGGCCCCUCCUCAAAAACACUUGUGUCACGUUGUGUAUUCACAUGCAGGUCAUGUCAAACACUUCAGUCCCCCGAGCAUUUUCUCCUGGCGGUAAAACCACGGUAACAGCACACAGGACUAGAAUGGAUCUAUGGUCGAUGUGUGUAAAGGGCCCGGCAGCUCAAACACAAGCCAGGACCAAUUUAAUGAGUUGAUUAUAGCUGCAUCCCAAAUGGCACCUUAUUCCCUAUAUAGUGCCUACUUUUGACCAGGGCCCAUAAAAAAGUAGCGUACUAUAUAGGGAAUAGGGUGUCAUUUGGGAUGCAGGAGAUUAUAUCGUACCAUAAGGAGGAACUGCCUUUUCCGGAAAACCAGGGAAUUUAUUGAAAGUUCCCAGAAUUUUGCAACCCUAUUCAAGACAAGAAAGCACACACAUUUUCUUCAGGACAUUUCCUUUUCAGAAUGGCAGCGGUGGGGUCUGUUGUAUGAUUUAGGAUUUAUAACCCACCAGAUCAGAGUGAUGAAAUGUUAAUAAUAAUUCCCUUUUUUUGCCCCCAGAAAUUCAGACGGAGAGUGCAGGAGUCCACCCAAGUCCUGAGAGAACUGGAAAUUUCAUUAAGGACAAAUCACAUAGGGUGGGUAGUAAUUGAUAUGUGUGUGAAUGUGAAAGUCUUGCUUCCCAAAUGGCACCCUAUUCCCUAUGGGCCUGUUGAAACGUAGUGUACUAUAAAGGGAAUGCCAUUUGGGACGCAUCCCAGGUCAGCUGUGGUCCCAGGGAGUAAUGAAGCCAGGAUGCAUGCUGGGAGCUAUAGGCAGGAUAAGGGACUACAACAGGAUAAGGGACAGCAGGAAGCAGUGGGGCUGAUGGGACUGGGGCAAGGUCACUGGUGACACGGCAGGCACCACUGACAGACAGCUGUGAGGGACAGGAAGACAUAGGUUGCGUCCCAAAUGCCACCCUAUUCCCUACCUGGGCCCUGGUCAAAAGUAGUGCACUACAGAGAGAAUAGGGUGCCAUUUGGGAUGCUGCCACAGAAAGGAGACCAGACAGCCACAGUCCUGUACCAUGACAACACAUCACACAGACGGUGUAGGCCGUCAUUGUAAAUAAGAAUUUGUUCUUAACUGACUUGCCUAGUUAUUUUUUGUACCUUUAUUUAACUAGGCAAGUCAGUUAAGAACAAAUUCUUAUUUACAAUGACGGCCUACACCAGGCCAAACCCGGACGACGCUGGGCCAAUUGUGCGCCGCCCUAUGGGACUCCCAAUCACGGCCGGUUGUGAUACAGCCUGGAAUCAAACCAGGGGGUCUGUAGUGACGCCUCAAGCACUGAGAUGCAGUGCCUUAGACCACUGCGCCACUCGGGAGCCCAUUUUAGUUAAAUAAAGGUAAAAUAAAAAUCAAUAAAAAAAGACUCCAGCUAGCCAGGCACUAUAACACAACAACAGUCACAGGAUCUCAGGGUCCCAACAACACCAACACACUCACACUCUCUCUCUCUCUCUCUCUCUCUCUCUCUCUCUCUCUCUCUCUCUCUCUCUCUCUCUCUCUCUCUCCUUCACUCACUCUCACUCACUCACUCACUCACUCACACACACACACACACACACACACAUUGAACCACAAAACCGAGUCACGGUGGAGGAGGUCUGUCUCCCAAAACAAAGCCAGGAGGGGAGGCAUUGUUUACGUGGAUUAUCUUGUGCCUUGUUUUAGUGACCUUAUGUCGCUAAACUAGAUUACAUUAAUAAUCUACCUAAUCUAGAUAAGAUAAUGAAGCCUUAUCUUUUCCCAGAGAGAGAUGGAGGGAGGGGGAGAGAGAGAGAGAGGAGAGGGGAGGGAGGGAGGGUGGCGUUUAUAAAGAGGGGGAGGGCAGAAACCAGAAGAAAACAGUGUGAUGACCAGUAGGCAACAUAACAAUCAGUCCUUUUUCAGAGGAGAAGACACAUCUUGCAUCUACAGAUAGUGGAGAUACCCUUUUCUCAGUAGCACUGAGUACAACACUGCCUUUCAAUUGCUUUCACCUCGUUCAAUUGUUGACAAGAUACAUUGUCAUAUUCUACAUCAAACUGUUGUUGUUGUCGUGUGGUCAUGAUUACCGUGUGCCUGUUUAAGGUCAGGUCACACCUCCACACCUUAGAUAUGUCCCAAAUGGCACCAUAUUCCCUUUAUAAUACACUACUAUAAAGGGCCCCAUGCCCUUAAAAGGAACCAUUUUUAUUAGCAACACAAGUCAGAAUGUAGCCACACCAUAGUCAGACUGAGAGGUCCAGUUCAUUAGGGCGCAAUUCUGCCCUCCAUGUUUCAAUCCAUUUUCGUCCCUUUAGUGCCUAAUGAAUGCAACCCUGCCCUCCGACGAGCAUGUCCCUUGUUAGUGAUCAUCACAGUACUUCUAAAGGCUUGGCUGUGUGUCAUUCUGUUUAUCCGACGCAAAUUCUCUGUAAUCACGGUGCAAUCCCAGCCCGUUAAAGUAAUUGGCCCCGACGCUGGUGGAUCGCUAAUAAAGAAAGAUACUCUGUGAGUGAGUCCCUUGCUCAUAAAUAUGGAAAGGAGAGAGAGGGAGAGAGAGAGAGGGGAGUGACUGUCAUUAGUCAAACAUGCUGUAUUGUCUCUCAAAAAGACGGCUCUGCUUUCCCUCACUGUCAAGUGCAAAUGAAAGCGCCAGCAUGCUGAAUAGGUGGCCCACUUUUGCACUGGUGUCGGUGAGAAAGCUAGAAAUUGUAUUUUGAUCAGCGUCAAGGCCCUCCCUGGUAGGGAGGAGAGGGGAGCUGCCUGCCUGUGUGUGUGUGUGCCUGUGUGUGUGUGUGUGUGCGUGCGUGCGUGUUGCCGUAUUCCAGGGUACCACCAAGGCUUUGAAGUCCCCAACCGGCUCAUUACUAUUCCUCCCAGUGACUGAUGGGAAGAGAGUGAGAGAAAUGUCUGGGAAAUCUAAAAUCUCUCUCACUCUCUCCUACUAACUCUCUCUCUGGCUCUCUUACCCUUUCUCUCUCUCUCUCUCUCGCUCUCGCUCUCGCUCUCGCUCUCUCUCUCUCUCUGUUACCCCCCUCUCUCUAUGCCAGGACUUAUUUCAAGUGUUUUAUUAUAGCUAGAUCAUGUUUCAAACCCUUAUCACUUGACGUGUAUCUCAAUUAUAAAAUGGCUGAAUCCCAGACAAUUCUAUGUGUCUAAUGUUUGUGAUUUGUCUCUCACUGUGGACCUACAUACUGUCUGUGUGAGCCUAAUAUUGUUAUUGGACUAACACUGUGUGUUAUUUCUCAUUCUAGGUGGGUGAGAGAAUUCCUAAACGAAGAAAACAAAGGUCUGGAUGUACUGGUGGAAUAUCUUUCUUUUGCACAGUACGCUGUCACGUAAGUCACUCUGGCUCUUUUCACUCUAUAGAUGCCCUCGUAUAACGCAGGCCAGACAAUGAGCACAAUGGCCCUUUUCUGCCUAAUCAGUGAUGCAUCUCCUCGACACUGCUGCUACUGCUGCCUCGUUCUCAGAAACACUGAGUCACGGAUCGAAUGUGGUGACCGAACGGCUCCCGAGACACUGGACACAUCCCAAAUGGCACCCUAUUCACUAUAUAGUGCACUACUUUUGACCAGAGCCCUGUGGGACUCCCUACAUGCCCUGGUAAAAGUAGUGCACUACAUAGGAUAUAGGGUUGCCAUUUGGGACAUAGACAUUUGCUCUGUUUGGCAUAUAGAUUAUAUUCAUAGAUGGCGUGAUCACAAGGUUUCCAUUCAGAGCCAAUGGCAUUUUUUACGUGGCAGUUACAUUUUAAAUGUACUUUUAGACCCUAUGUUAUUAGUCUGUCCAACGCGUAUCAAAUGGUUACCCCAUCAAUGAGUGUUUACCUUGAUUCGCUUGGUACAAGUUAGUCCCCUGCCUUUCCAUUAGAAAAUAGCCACAUAUAUUCCAUAUGUUUCACUUAAGCAGAAUUUUUAUACACUUCUACCUACUUUGAUAGUGUGUUAAACAGACUAGGGUUGUGCCCCAAAUGGCACUCUAUCCCCUAAAUAGUUCACUACUUUUACUACCUAUUGGCCCUGGUCGAAACUAGUACACUAUAAAGUGAAUAAGUUGCCAUUAGGGACACAGCCAUUGUUGGACUGUGAUCAGAGAGUACUGUGAUGUAUUAGGAUAUCUAAGUCUCCUGUCCUUUCCUGUGUGUUCCCCUCUCCAGGUUUGAUGGCGACAGCGUGGAGAACAACCCGGAGAACUCGGUGGACAAGCCCUGGAGCAGAUCCAUAGAGGACCUGCAUGGGGGGAGUAACCUCCCGUCCCCCAUCAACGGGAACAGCAUCUCCCGCGCCGGGCGACACUCCACGCUACGGUAAACCACAUACCUCAACACCAUACCUAGACUUGAAAAAUGUGGGUAAUCUUUUUACAAAUUCCCAGAUUUUCCAGAAAUCCCAGUUUGAAGUUUCCUAGAAUCAACAGGGGAAUAAGCAUGAAAUCCGGAAUCCUCCAACCAUGAUUUCUGGAAAACCUGGGAAUUUGGGGAAAGUUACUGGACUCUAACCAUACAUUACAGGCUAGAGGCUACUAUAAGGCUACACCACAAUGAUAACGUAGUCAUAAAUCUGUAUUUAAAACAUGAUAUGUUUGUUGAAUCUAUAAGAAAUGGUUUGAAAAGUCAUGAUUGUGGUUCACUUAGUCUGGAUUGUUAUAGUUCCCAAAUUUGAUGCUAUGGGUUCAUUCACGUGUUUGUAUUUGAUGGUUCUGAAAGCGCACACAUUUCAUGUGAUGUCUGAAAAGGCCGUUUUUUGUUGUGGUCAUGAGGCCCUAAAGGCUUUAAAUGGCUUAAGACACGUUUAAGUGUGGCACGGAUUGGCAGGAUAGAAGAUGUUAUCUUUGGAUAUGUCCCAAAUUGCACCCUAUUCCCUAUAUAGUGCUUUUGACCAGAGCCCUAUGGGCCCUGGUCAAAAAAAGUGCACUACAUAGGGAAUAGGGUGCCAUUUGGGACGGUCGUCUGACUCAUAAUUAUCCCACUGGCUGGCUGUUAUGGAAUAUGAUAUCUCUACCGCACAUCGCUGACAAUGGGGUUUUCGUAGCUACUGAACAAGCCGGAAAUCCCCCUUUUUCUAACACUAUCUUUUCCACAGGAAUUUUACAAAUAUGAUAUGUUAUGUGAUGAAUAUGAUACGAAUGAUACAUAUUUUUUAUAAUUGGGCCAACAUUGAGCAUUGAACAUUGAAAUUCUCAUCCUGUUUACCUUAAACCAGGGUCAUCUAGUUAUGCCUAUUUCUGACUCUGUGUGUUAAUCCCCGCUUUCGUUUCAAUGAUGUGCCAGUGUGUAAUUCCCAUUGAUUUCUCACAGACGGCUAAUCCUUUUGUCUGACUGUCAGUAACUCACAGGUUUUACAAGAACCGUUGCACAAAGGAAACCAUUGACAACAUAACAUGUAGCACAUGUCAUCUCAAUCCCAACCAGAGGUGGCUGGUGGGAUGAGCUAUAGGAGAGACGGGCUCAUUGUAAUGGCUGGAAUGGAAUCAAUGGAACGGUAUCAAACACAUCAAACAUAUGGAAACCACAUGUUUGACAUCAUUCCAUUUAUUCCAUUCCAGUCAUUACAAUGAGCCCAACCUCCUAUAGUUCCUCCCACCAGCCUCCACUGAUCCCAACAUUAUCCUAACUCACAUAUAGUGGAUUAAGCUACAUUCAUUUUCAAUUAAUCUCAACUCACUACACAUGAGCUUCUUCUGUUAGGCUAGUGGCUGCAUCCCAAAUGGCACCCUAUUCCCUAUAUAGUGCAAAACCUUGACCAGAGCCCUGGUCAAACGUAACACAGUUAAUAGGGUGCCAUUUGGGAUGCAUCCAGUGUGUCGGUGUACUGGCACGUAUGUACAAGGGGCUGUGGGGCUACAGUGUUAAUACUCAUGUCUAGCAGAGUUGAGAUCAGAUGGAAGAUCCUAUAGGAGACUGAGGCUAUGGGUGCGUCCCUAUUGUCUAUAUAGUGCUAUACUUCUGUAGUAGUGCACUAGGGUGCCAUUUAAGAUGCACAUACAGUGCAUUCGGAAAUAAUUCAGACCCCUUCCCUUUUUCCACAUUUUGUUACGUUACAGCCUUAUUCUAAAAUCGAUUAAAUUAUAUUUUUUCCUCAUCAAUCUACACACAAUAUCCCAUGAUGACAAAGUCAAAACAAGUUUGUAGAAAUUUUUGCAAAUGUAUUAAAACUAAAAAACAGAUAAAACAGAUAAACAUAAGUAUUCAGACCCUUUGCUAUGAGACUCGAAAUUUAGCUCAGGUGCAUCCUGUUUCCAUUGAUCAUCCUUGAUGUUUCUACAACUUGAUUGGAGUCCACCUGUGGUAAAUUCAAUUGAUUGGACAUGAUUUGGAAAGGCACACACCUGUCUAUAUAAGGUCCCACAGUUGACAGUGCAUGUCAGAGCAAAAACCAAGCCAUGAGGUCGAAGGAAUUGUCCAUAGAGCUCAGAUACAGGAUUGUGUCGAGGCACAGAUCUGGAGAAGGGUACCAAAACAUUUCUGCAGCAUUGAAGGUCCCCAAGAACACAGUGGCCUCCAUCAUUCUUAAAUGGAAGAUGUUUGGACCACCAAGACUCUUCCUAGAGCUGGCCACCUAGCCGAAAUGAGCAAUUGGGGGAGAAGGGCCUUGGUCAGGGAGGUGACCAAGAACCCGAUGGUCACUCUGACAGAGCUCCAGAGUUCCUCUGUGGAGAUGGGAGAAUCUUCCAGAUGGACAACCAUCUCUGCAGCACUUGAUGGUAGAGUGGCCAAACGGAAGCCACUCCUCAGUAAAAGGCACAUGACAGCCUGCUCGGAGUUUGCCAAAAGGCACCUAAAGGACUCAGAACAUGAGAAACAAGAUUCUCUGGUCUGAUGAAACCAAGAUUGAACUCCUUGGCCUGAAUGCCAAGCGUCACGUCUGGUAGUGGCAGCAUCAUGUUGUGGGGAUGUUUUUCAGUGUCAAGGCUGGGAGACUAGUCAGGAUCAAGGGAAAGAUGAACGGAGCAAAGUACAGAGAGAUCCUUGAUGAAAACCUGUUCCAGAGCGCUCAGGACCUCAGACUGGGGCGAAGGUUCACCUUCCAACAGGACAACGACCCUAAGUACACAGCCAAGACAACGCAGGAGUGGCUUCGGGACAAGUCUCUGAAUGUCCUUGAGUGGCCCAGCCAGAGCCCGGACUUGAACCUGAUCGAACAUCUCUGGAGAGACCUGAAAAUAUCUGUGCAGCGACGCUCCCCAUCCAACCUGACAGAGCUUGAGAGGAUCUGCAGAGAAGAAUGGGAGAAACUCCCCAAAUACAGGUGUGCCAAGCUUGUAGCAUCAAUCCCAAGAAGAAUCGAGGCUGUAAUCGCUGCCAAACGUGCUUCAAUAAAGAACUGAGUAAAUGUCUGAAUACUUAUGUAAAUGUUAUAUGAUGUAAAUGUUAUAUGUUCUUAUACAUUCGCAAAAAAUUCUAAAAACCUGUUUUUGCUUUUUCAUUAUGGGGUAUUGUGUGUAGAUUGAUGAGGGGAAAAAACAAUUUAAUCCAUUUUAGAAUAUGGCAGUAACGUAACAAAAUGUUGAAAAAGUCAAGGGGUCUGAAUACCUUCAGAAUUCACUGUAUGUGAAUGUGAGCUGUAUGAAGGUGACAGUGACAGCUGUGAUGUUGACUGGUGUUCUGUCCUGGCCUUCGUCCUCUAGUCUGCUACUCUGUGCUCCACUCUUCAGCAGCAGCAGGCAGGUCUACUUACGGUGUCGCUCAUGGUGCUGUCUGAUAGUUCUAGAUGCCUGCAGCACCCCCAAACCCCUCGCGCCCCCCACCUCCACCCACCUUGCUCCCCUGCGUAACGCAUUAUGGCGGUGCUCAAAAUCACAUUUAGAUCAUUGUAGUUAUAAUUAAAUUAAAUAGAACGAUGUUCUUAUACCAACAUGACAGGUUUUAUUGAAAAGCACAAAAUUGCCCGUUGUGGCUUCAUCCCUGCUAUAAAUCAUGAAUGAAUAUCAUUUAAAAAAUGAAAAAAAAACAUUUAGCCUAGAAGAACAAGUCUCCUACACAACUUCAAAAUACAAUAUUUGUGUAAUGUAAUUUGCCAACGACCUGUCCUAUAGGCUGUUUGUAUGAAAAUUGUAAUUAAUAAAUAACAAAACACAGCUGUUUUCAAAUAUAAUCGAGGCCUCGGCAUGAACACCAGGGCCGGCCGGUCAUGUAAUUUGAACUUUUGUGGGGUUGUGACUCGUGUCAUGUGUGAUAUACAUGGCUUAUUGAUAACAACUCUGUUUCCUACUAUAGGCAGUUGGCUGCCUAGUGAUUGCAGCAUUGUAACUGUCCGAUGUGAAAAGUGGCAAAACAUUUUCCUUUCCAAGCGCUAGUGAAUAAGCUCAACUCAAAUGCACCAAUCUCCCAUGAUACACAUCAUUACUCUACUCUAUCAAUCCAUUCCAAAUCUUUAUACUAUACAUGACACAGUGGCGGCAUAUGUUGAUCUUGCCUAGGGCGGCAGCAGAACUGCCAGGACUUGGCCUGACCAACACAAUCAUUUGCCUCUAAUUUACUUGCGUUUGCGGUGGACCUUGGCCUGCUCAAAGUCAGCUGCUGCUGUUGGGAAGUCAAAACUGUCCAACUCCUUGGAGCAGCUUGAUGCACAUCAGCCUCAUUACUUUGUCCUUAAGAAGGCGUGAUCAUGAGGCUGUCUUUACUCUGUUUUGGAGAAAGAAUCCCCUCUCGGCAGUCACACUGGAAACGGGGAUAAUCAACGCAAUCUUCGCCAAUGCUGCCCAGUCGGGGUACACUUAGCUGAAGUCCCUUGUGAGGACAUUGCGUCUUUAAAGUGAGUUAAAAUAGAAACACACCCGACACUAAUUUCCAAGCAGCUUGUGGAUUUAUUAGCCUAUGAAGUAUAUUUGCCUUUGAUGUUGGAGCACAUGAACUGGUAUUUCCAUCAAUGAAUAAAAAGCAUUAUUUUGCAAUGGAUUUCUUUUUUCUCCCGGACAAUUUGGCCAACAAAUAUUUUAUUUAUCGGCUUUUGAAAAAAAUAUCGGCCAUUUACCGGCUACCAGAAACCCUGACACACACCCACCCACACACACACACACACACACCCUACCUGCUUCCAUACCAAGCUGUGGCCCAGUGUGUGAAGGGGAGGGAGGGGGGAGUUAGGCCUAUUUGUCCUGCUGCUACUACCUCUAUUGUGCUUACUGUAGAAAUUUCAUUUCGGUUCCCAUUUAGAGCAAAUGGCUGUUUGUACUGGCAUUGUUUCUGGCCCCCUCUGUAUAUUGCUAGUGGUUCAAUUAGUAACUGGCUAUAAACCAAACCCUUCUGUACUUUGGAUGUAUAAGAAACAAUUCUGUAAUCUGUACUAUCAUUAUUUAGUUACCUCCUAACACAGACUGACAAGUCAAGGUAGUUAACACUAGCGUUAUUAGUAUUUAUUCAUAUUUCCAACAUACAGAAACUUAGCCUCGUUUUAACAAUUUCACCCCUUCCAAGUCAAUCAUUGUUGUCACUUUUCUGAUGUCAUAUUAAGAAUUCUAUGUAUUUUUCUUAAAACCUUACUGCACACUUGAAGGACACCAAGCUCUUUGAAAUGCCCAAAGUGUUCUCAAGGACGAUGGUAUGUCUUCUGUUUUUCCCCAGAGCUCCCUAGAAAUAUUUAGGCUAGCCUACUGUAGUUUAUGGUUGUGUUUGUCAAUGUGUUGUUGUACUGUAGUGAGAUGUGAUUUAGAGUAUAUGUGUGUCCCAAAUGGCACCCUAUUCCCUAUAUCAGGGGUAUUCAACUCUUACCCUACGAGGUCCGGAACCUACUGGUUAUCUGUUCUACCUUAAAUUAAUUGCACACACCUGGUGUCCCAGGUCUAAAUCAGUCCCUGUUUAGAGGGGAACAAUGAAAAAAUGCAGUGGAACUGGCUUUGAGGUCCAGAGUUGAGUUUGAAGGCCCUAUAUAGUGUACUACUUGGCCCUGGUCAAAAGUAGUACACUAUACAAGGAAUAGGCUGCCAUUUGGGACUCAGCCUUAGACUAGGUAGCUGUAGUGUUGAAAUAACAUCCAUGAAAACAUAGCUCGAAGCCUUUGGGGAACUUUAAUUGGGUGUAAGUUGGUACACCACUACCAGGCCUGUCAAAGCAAGCCUACCAUGCCUACAUUGCAACAGGGUGAAUGACUGUCUCGUUUUACUCAUAGUCAUGUCAUCACACAUCAUUUCAUCUGUAUGAUUAAGAGACAAUGGACUCUCAAGUCACUGAAAGCAUCCCAAAUGGCACCCUAUUCCCUAUGUAGUGCACUACAUUUGACCAGAGCCCUGGUACAGUGAGGGAAAAAAGUAUUUGAUCCCCUGCUGAUUUUGUACGUUUGCCCACUGACAAAGAAAUGAUCAGUCUAUAAUUUUAAUGGUAGGUUUAUUUGAACAGUGAGAGACAGACAGAAUAACAACAACAAAAUCCAGAAAAACGCAUGUCAAAAAUGUUAUAAAUUGAUUUGCAUUUUAAUGAGGGAAAUACGUAUUUGACCCCCUCUCAAUCAGAAAGAUUUCUGGCUCCCAGGUGUCUUUUAUACAGGUAACGAGCUGAGAUAAUCUCAGCUUGUUACCUGUAUAAAAGACACCUGUCCACAGAAGCAAUCAAUCAAUCAGAUUCCAAACUCUCCACCAUGGCCAAGACCAAAGAGCUCUCCAAGGAUGUCAGGGACAAGAUUGUAGACCUACACAAGGCUGGAAUGGGCUACAAGACCAUCGCCAAGCAGCUUGGUGAGAAGGUGACAACAGUUGGUGCGAUUAUUCGCAAAUGGAAGAAACACAAAAUAACUGUCAAUCUCCCUCGGCCUGGGGCUUCAUGCAAGAUCUCACCUCGUGGAGUUGCAAUGAUCAUGAGAACGGUGAGGAAUCAGUCCAGAACUACACGGGGGGAUCUUGUCAAUGAUCUCGAGGCAGCUGGGACCAUAGUCACCAAGAAAACAAUUGGUAACACACUACGCCGUGAAGGACUGAAAUCCUGCAGCGCCCGCAAGGUCCCCCUGCUCAAGAAAGCACAAGAGGAGUGGAACAAAUACCCUCCUGAGAUGUGUGCAAACCUGGUGGCCAACUACAAGAAACGUCUGACCUCUGUGAUUGCCAACAAAGGUUUUGCCACCAAGUACUAAGUCAUGUUUUGCAGAGGGGUCAAAUACUUAUUUCCCUCAUUAAAAUGCAAAUCAAUUUAUAACAUUUUUGACAUGCGUUUUUCUGGAUUUUGUUGUUGUUAUUCUGUCUCUCACUGUUCAAAUAAACCUACCAUUAAAAUGAUAGACUGAUCAUGUCUUUGUCCGUGGGCAAAUGUACAAAAUCAGCAGGGGAUCAAAUACUUUUUUCCCUCACUGUAAAAGGUAGUGCACUAUGUUCGGGAUAUAGAUUCUUUCCCCAAAAUGUGUUACUCUACCAAUUGUUCCCGCUGCCUGGUCUCAGGCUGAAGGCUGGAGAUAUUUUUGUGUAAUGAGGGGAAAGAAGACAAAAGCUUAGUUCUUGAAGAACGCCGCCAUCGCCUGCUGCUGUGAGGCUGCGUGUGAGGCAGCGUUCCAAUUCUGUCACCGUCUCGUGAAGCGAGCUCAUUUAUUUGAGGACACUUGUUUUUUUGCCACAUGCACCUAAAUAGAACAAAGUCACACGCACACACACACACACACACACACACACAAAGACAAACAAAGUUACGCAUACACCCACAUAUUGUUUCGCUAUUUUACAUUUACUACACGCAGACGUCAUAACUGGUUGCUCAAUAGCUCACAUUCAUGUAAUCAGUGAGAAGUGCCAGACCAUGAAGACCAAUCGUCGACUGUGGUUUACUAGAUUGUUUAGACAACACAUUUUUGCCAAUGCCGUGACUGAAGACUGGCCCUAAGGCAUCAGUGCUAACAUAAAUCAGUGUUUGUGUGCAUCGGUAGCCUCAAGGAACCUUUUCCCAAAACCAUGGCUAGUAGUUAGAGCCUUGUGACAGCGCUGAAAAUAUCUCAAGUUUUAUGUCCCUGGCUGGACUGAGCUUCAGUAACACACACACACACAUACAUGCACGCACACACACACCCACACCCACUCUCAGCGGCCGGUGUGCUACUCAAGCACUCUCCUUUCAUUGUGAGAAAGGUGUCAGCGGGAAAGGCUCCAUCCACUCUUUGCCGUUUUAUCUUCACAAAGCCGGCAUGAUCACCGCCAUGCAUGCAAAUGACUUGCUGCCAUUGUACUAGCUGUAAGUGAUAUCUUUGUGCGGGAUAGUUCAAUUAAAACAAUCACACAGGCUCCCCUUUGCCCUCUGAGUAAGGCAGUAGAUUACACAACUCUGUGUGUCCUUGUACCGAGUUUAAUUUCUACAGUUCACAGAUUACAUCUGUUUUCUUGUUUACUGUGUGUCUUUGUUUGUAUUGAUUCAGACUAAAGGUGCUUACUGUGAAAACUCUCCUGUAUCCGUAUGUUUCAGUUGCAACACGUUGCCAAGCCAGAGAACUCUAAAGAACUCCCGACUGGUCUGUAAAAAGGACGACGUUCACGUCUGCAUCAUGUGCCUGCGAGCCAUCAUGAACUACCAGGUGAGUCUCUCUCUCCAGUCCCCAUGCUAACCCAAUACAUAGAGUACCUCCUAAAUGGUACCCUAUACCCUAUUUAGUGCACUACUUUUGACCAGGGCCCAUAGUGCCCUGGUAAAAGGUAGUGCACUAUAACAUUGGGGCCCAUAGAGCUCUCGUCAUAUGUAGUGCACUACAGUGCAUUCGGAAAGUAUUCAGACCCCUUGACUUUUUCCACAUUUUGUUACGUUAGACUUAUUCUAAAAUUGAUUAAAUUACAUUUUUUCCUCAUCAAUCUACACACACCCAAUAAUGACAAAGCGAAAACAGGUUUUUAGAAUUUGUUGCUAAUUUAUUAAAAAAAAACUGAAAUACCUUAUUUACGUAAGUAUUCAGAUCCUUUGCUAUGACACUCGAAAUUGAUCUCAGGUGCAUCCUGUUUCCAAUGAUCAUCCUUGAGAUGUUUCUACAACUUGAUUAGAGUCCACCUGUGGUAAAUUCAAUUGAUUGGACAUGAUUUGGAAAGGCACACACCAGUCUAUAUUAGGUCCCACAGUUGACAGUGCAUGUCAGAGCAAAAACCAAGCCAUGAGGUCAAAGGAAUUGUCCAUAGAGCUCCGAGACAAGAUUGUGUCGAGGCACAGAUCUGGAGAAGGGUACCAAAAAAUGUCUGCAGCAUUGAAGGUCCCCAAGAACACAGUGGCCUCCAUCAUUCUUAAAUGGAAGAAGCUUGGAACCACCAAUACUAGCCGCCCGGCCAAACUGAGCAAUCGGGGGAGAAGGGCCUUGGUCAGGGAAGUGACCAAGAACCCAAUGGUCACUCUGACAGAGCUCCAGAGUUCCUCUGUGGAGAUGGGAGAACCUUCCAGAAGGACAACCAUCUCUGCAGCACUCCACCAAUCAGGCCUUUAUGGUAGGCACCUAAAGGACUCUCAGUUGUAAAUGAGAACUUGUUCUCAACUGGCUUACCUGGUUAAAUAAAGGUGAAAUAAAAAUAAAUAAAUAAAAAAGACAAUGAGAAACAAGGUUUUCUGGUCUGAUGAAACCAAGAUUGAACUCUUUGGCCUGAAUGCCAAGCAUCAUGUCUGUCAUGUCUGGAGGAAACCUGGCACCAUCCCUACAGUGAAGCAUAGUGGUGGCAGCAUCAUGCUGGGGGGGAUGUUUUUCAGCGGCACGGACUGGGAGACUGGUCAGGAUCGAGGGAAAGAUGAACGGAGCAAAGUACAGAGAGAUCCUUGAUGACAACCUGCUCCAGAGCACUCAGGACCUCAGACUGGGGCGAAGGUUCACCUUCCAACAGGACAACGAUCCUAAACACAGGAGUGGCUUCGGGACAAGUCUCUGAAUGUCCUUGAUUGGUCCAGCCAGAGCCUGGACUUGAACCCAAUCAAACAUCUCUUGAGAGACCUGAAAAUAGCUGUGCAGCGACGCUCCCCAUCCAACCUGACAGAGUUUGAGAGGAUCUGCAGAGACAAAUGGGAGAAACUCCCCAAAUACAGGUGUGCUAAGCUUGUAGCGUCAUACCCAAGGGGUAUUGUGUGUAGAUUGAUGAGGGGGGAAAAAAACAAUUGAAUCAAUUUUAGAAUAAGGCUGUAACGUAACAAAAUGUGGAAAAAGUCAAGCGGUCUGAAUACUUUCCGAAUGCACUGUAUAUAGGGUGCCAUUUGGGACACAACCAUAGAUGGAGGGUUGAAGUAUAGACACACACCCUCAUCUAUCCUCGGCCAAAUAAAUAUAUCGUCUGCCAUGUUUUCCGCGACAGAUCAUUUCUCAAGUUUCCCUUUAUUAUGUAAAUGGAGUCACUCCCUGUUUAUUAACGAGCUGUCUUUCUUUUUCUCUCCUUCUCUCUCUCGAUCCAUCUAUUUUUGAUGACCCAGUACGGCUUCAACAUGGUGAUGUCCCACCCGCAUGCUGUGAAUGAAAUUGCACUAAGUCUCAACAAUAAGAAUCCCAGGUAAAAUGGAAGCGUUGGGUUGGAUGGGCCCACGGUGCCUGGUGCUAAACAGCUCCUCUGGGUGCUUAUUUUUCAAGCGUCUCCGAGGAGUAGCGGUGAUAUAGGAUCAGCUACCCCGUCCAUAUAUUAUCGUAUUCAUUAUGAUCUAAAAGGCUAAACUGAUCGUAGAUCAGCACUACAGGCCUACCUCCCCUUAUGACUGCACCAGCUCUGUCAACUGCUAAUAGAGCCAGUGCACAUUCUCUUUCAACACCCUGUCCAAAGUGUGCGUAAAGCCAGUAUCCAGUGCUAACUCAUUCAGCAAGCCAACCAGCCAUCUAGACAUCCAGGGAGGCAGGCAGGCAGGUCAGGCAGGUAGGCAGGUCAGGCAGGUCAGGGACCACUGGCAGCUGCACAGAGCACCAGGCAACAGGAAGGGCCCUUUAUUCAGGCGCCUGGCUUUUGUUUAUUGAAGUGUGUUUGUGUGGGUGUGUGUGUGUGUGUGUGUGUGUGCUUGUUUGCAUCCGCCUGCAUCAUGGCUGAGCUUGUGUUUCUGCGUAGCGUGUAUGUCUUUGUGUUUGCAUGCGUGAAUAGAAUAGAAUAGAAAAUAAUAGAAUACGUUUACUUUGAAUGAAUGAGCUAAUGGUACAGGGUGUCAUGUAAAAAUCUUCCCAGUGUGAAAUAGUUCCCAAUCGUUCUGAUUGUGUUGUGAUUGUGACGUCAUGUUGUAACAUUUCUCACAGGAAAAUGUUCCCAGUCAAUAAUUCCACGUGCAUCUCUUUAUCUGGAUGGCUGAUGUUUCUCUCCUGUAGCGCCUUUGCAAUCGCAAAAAAUCUCUCCUCACUUCAACCCUAAGCACUUUGACGCGCGUGUCCGGGUGUUUAUAUGCUGACCUCGCGCCUCAACAAGCUUCUGAUUGGUCAGUGUCAAUACUCCUGGCCACCAUUGAUUGACAGAUGUGUGAAGCAAAUGCGCGUGCCCACAGAACAGUUUUUCGAUGUCGAGGAAGGGUGUGAGAGAAACAUCAGCCAUCCAGAUAAAGAGAUGCACGUGGAAUUAUUGAACUGGGAACAUUUUCACACUGGGAGAAAUUGUACAGCAUGACGUCACAAUAACAACACAAUCAGAACGAUUGGGAACUAUUUCACGCUGGGAAGAUUUUUACAUGACACAGGGUACCACCUCAUCACUCAUAGGGAUUACGGCUGAGGGAUUCAUUCUGCUCUGUAUACCUUUCCUUUAAUCCCCUGCAUUAGACCAACAGACCUGCUUAUCAUAUAAUACUAUUGAAUUGACAUGUUCGAUCCAGCAACAUGAUCUGAUAAGACAACGUUAUGUAACCUUGGAUGGCACCCUAUUCCCUUCAUACUGCACUACAUUUGGCCAGGGUCCAUGGAGCUCUGGUUAAAAGUAGUGCACUAGAAAGGGAAUAGGGUGCCAUUUGGGACACAGCCCUAGUGGUAGAAAGGAUGCGACCCCUUUUCGUUAGGCAUCACUAUGGGUUUGCAUUGGCAGUGGCAUCACACCAGGUUAACCGAUCAUUGUUUUAUUUUCCUGCUUUCCCAGAACCAAAGCUCUGGUGUUGGAGUUACUAGCCGCGGUGUGUCUCGUCAGGGGAGGACACGAAAUCAUCCUCUCUGCGUUCGACAACUUCAAGGAGGUAUGGUGCGGGGGAUGCGCAGACAAGAAGAUAGCGCUAUGCUAUUAUACUAUGCUAAACAGUGUCAUUUCAUGUAGUUCACUUAGUGAGUCUUGUAGUAGAGGAAUGUUCUCAACAGCAGACCCGAGGUUGGUCAAUUCCUGUGGAGGAUUGCAUCUAGGAAUGCAGCACUGCCUAUAUCAAAGGCUAUAGACACGUUGCUCAGCAUCUCUCAGCUGGAAAGGCAGUUCACUGACCUCUCAGGCCCACAGAGAAAACAGUUUGUUUGUGAUUCAGCAGGCAAUACAGCCUGAUCAGGGGCCGUAUGAACCUAGUUUCGCAGAGUAGGAGUGCUGAUCCAGGAUCAGGUCCCCCCGUCCAUGUAAUCUUCAAUCUUCAGUAUGAUCUAGAAGGGAAAACUGAUCCAAGAUCAGCACUACUCUGAGACACUUGAUACAUACAUAUGCCCCCUGACCCUGUGUGUCUGCAUUUGUAUGUGUAGAGUAUUUGGGCUUCCGUAGAAAGGAGUGGGAGUAAGGUGGAGUAUGGAGUGGCCCUCUGUACAACAGUCCCAUUCGCAGGCCGGCUCUGGAAAAAUUGGGCUGACUGCAGUUAAUGCAAUAUUUACACCCAGAAUAAAAUAUAGAGCAUUACUCUCUAUUGUAUUUCACUGUUAUUAGAGGUGGACUAGCCAACUCUAAAGCUCAGAGCCGCUCCCCCAUAAACAGAAGGUAGAGACAUAGCCAUGUGUGCCGCUGCACUAUUAAAGUCAAUGGAUAGCGAUCGACCCUUCACAAUAUAUGUGGUUGAAACGGCAAUGUUCCAAAAAUAACUAUUAGAUUAUCUUAUUGGUCACAUUGUACAAUCGUUAUUGGUUGGCAGUAUGUGUCAUAUAAACUGUAAUAUAAAAACAGCGCUUUCUUUUUCUGCUUUUCUGUAGGGUUUUAUGCUAAAAUACAACUGAUAUAAAACAAGUGUUAUUUUGGCUUGCUUGAGUUGAGAUGGUGCUCAUUGCUCUCCCUCUAUGGGGAGGCUUGUUGUUAGGGGGCUCUUGACUCCCCGCCCUAUGGGUUAGAGGGGGUUGUUUGGAGUGGGGGGCAGGGUGCAGGCUGGGGCACAGAGCAUUGUGUGGAGGUCUGUGCAUAUGCACUCCUCUCUUCCCUCUCCUCCUCCUCCUCCUCUCCUUGGCUCUUUAUCUUUCCUCUGUCUGUCUGUCUCCCCUUCCAUGCCUUAAAGCGAUGUCUGAACUGCAGAGGUGCCUCCCUCUUCCCCCUACCACCCUCUCUCUCUCUUCUCUCUCUUCUCUCUCUCCCCUCUCUCUCUCUCUCUCUCUCCCCCCCUCCCCCCCCUCUCUCUCUCUCUCUCUCUCUCUCUCUCUCUCUCUCCCCCCUCUCUCUCUCUCUCUCUCUCUCUCGCUCUCUCUCUCCCUCCUCUCUCUCUCUCUCUCUCUCUCUCAGUGCUGCAUAUAUGGUAAUCACAGAGGGGGGAAAUAGGUUGUGAGUGUUACAAAGCCAGCCCUAUGCCAGGGGAGGUUCUGCUUGAUAUUUUAUCAGGGAAGGAUUCAAGAGUGAUGGGAGGGAGUGAGGAGACAGUACAGGGCUAGGUUUUAUAUAAGGCAGAGAUUAUGACGGAAACAUUUCAUUUCUCUUGCUAAGGUAAUACAUGCUGCAUUGCAAAUCCUGUAACACUUAACUUGAAGCAUCCAUGUAUAAUGCAUUAUGAUGCAGUUAUGAUGCAUUGUAAGACUUGUGAUGAGCAUUUACAUGUAGGCUUUGACCCGCUUAUAAUGUCUUAAACAUAUUUAAUGAUUCAGACUCAAUAGCAGCCAGUUUGAGACAACUGAAAAAUGUUAUGCAUAGAGAGACAUAACAGCCUUGUUAUAAUACGUUAUUAAGGCUCAUACAUGCUUAUAACAAGUCAUAAAGCGUUAUAUCUGGAUGCUCUAAGUACAGUGGUACAUAAAGAUUCAUUUCAUCACCUUUUGAGUCCAUGACUAAAAGUGAAUGAUUGAUUUUUCUUGCAGGUGUGUGCUGAGACACAGAGGUUCGAGAAGUUGAUGGAACAUUUCAAGGACAUGGAUAACAACAUUGACUUUAUGGUACACAACAUUUCCACUGGACUAGCCAUCGGUUGUUAGGUUACAUCAUAUCCUGAAAUCACAUUUUAUAACCAGACCCUGCCUGCCGUGUGUGCAUGAGAGGCCAACCAGAUGCCGUGUGUGUUUGAGUAGGCCUUGUGUGUCACAAGUCACAAGUCCGUUCUGAGCCAUUUGGUAGAGUGCCAUUCGUUUGACUCGAGCACGAAAGCGAACAGAUUUGUCAGACAGGGCUGGCAUCUCGCACCCAGUUGACUCCAAGUUCUUAAGGAAGUCCAUUAAGACAGUAUUAGCAGUGUGACAAGAAUGCACUGAUUCUGUGGCACUCCACUGGGUACAUUUAACACUGAAGUGUGUCCCAAAUGUCACCCUAUUCCCUAUGUAGUGCACUACUUUUGACCAGAGCCCAAUGGGAUUAGAGUGCUAUUUGGGAUGCCACCUGAAGUGAAUUCCUUUAUCUGCCCAUUUAGCAUGACGAAUGCAGCCACAUCAUUUCCAUACUCAUGCUCAUUUACACACUAAGACUUAUUCCCAAAUGGCACCCUACUCUCUUUAUAGUACAUGGAAUAGUGUAAUUUGGGAUGCACACUAUAUUACAUGGAUGUUUCGGUAUCAGUACAGUGAAAUAUCGCUGGAUGGGUGUUGUGCUUGUUGGUCCCUAUAGGUGGCAUGUAUGCAGUUCAUCAACAUCGUGGUCCACUCGGUAGAGGACAUGAACUUCAGGGUUCACCUGCAGUACAACUUCACCAAGCUCUGUCUGGACGACUACCUGGAUGUAAGUAGAUGGACACCAGCCAGAGUUGGGGUCAAUUAGGGCAGUGGCGGUCAUGACAUUUUGUCAGCCGGUUAUUGUCAUGCAAAAGACUGCCAGUCUCAUGGCAAUUGACCGUUAAUUAACAUGAACAUGUUUAGCAUCUCCAGGCCUCCACGCAUACAAGCCAUAUGCACUUUCACAAUACAUCCAUUAUUUAUUUUAGUCCGGUCUAAAGAAACAUUAUGAUAUGAAGAAAAUGUAUUUCAGAAGAACAGAAUAUGAGUUGGCCUACUGUAUGUUAUCUGGCUAUGCUCCAUGCCAUAGGCUGUAGGCUUGUUCAUUUAGCUGACAAGAUAUGCUUACAAGUCCUGUGACAUUAUUUUAUUUAUAUGGUUUUAUAGUAAGAAGAAUAUAAUUGAACUUAGCUGAAUAAAAUAGAAAGGAUAUUAUUCCCAUUAUGGAGCGAGUGCGCAUAUGAAGUGGCUAUGUUGAGCAUAAAAGUGAUCAUUUGAAACAGGUCCUAUAUGCUAGAUGUAGAGUUAUUUGGCAACUUUAGUUGUGAAUGAUACAAACCUUAGACUGUCUUAGAAAUCUAAACAUAUAGCUUGCACUCUGUUCCUCACCUCAGGCUGCACAGCUGUUCUCUCAUCAAGUGAUCAUAUUUUCACCCAUCAGACUAUUCUCAAUUUAAUCUGGUCUUUACUAAUAUGUCAAGUUAGUUUCGAUUUAGAAUUGGCCGUUAUAAAAUGGGCAGGAACCGGGUUCAGGGGAAAGGGAAUAGCGAAAAGGGAGGGCGCGCGCUUUCCCACUGGUCCGUUUUGUAGGCUACUUCGGUUUUAUAGCGGAAGAUGUGCUUAAUAUGAGCAGCUGAGAAAUAAAUAUAAGAAUACUUAUUUAACUCCACGCAUCAACCACUGUUUGAGGAGCAUGCUCUCGCUGCUCAACAGGUGAUAUUCUGCCCAAACUCUGUAUGCCUUGGGCUCUCCAACCUUGUUCCUGCAUCUACCCAGUGCUUAAUUUGGGAAACCAAGUGAAAUAUGUUCGGGAACAUCGAUAGUAACAUGUUUUCGCAACAAAACAUAUUUCACUAAACUGUUGACAGCCCCUCUGCAUGCUCGAGAAAGGAAUAAAGGAGAGAGAGUAGGAGAUGAAAAUGCAUGGUGGUGAGAUAUUCUGUAUAGAUAAAGGUAAUGUGCCACCCAAUUAAUUAUGAAAAUAUAAAAUAAAUCACAUUACUAGGCUAUUCAAAAUCAAAUACAAAUUCACUAAUUGUAGGCUAACUGUAAGCCGCCCUGCACAAUCAAUUAACCAACAGCAUCGCCUAGGGCUAUAGACGUUCUCUCCCAGACUCAUGGAUAGACAUUUUGGAGCGUAGCAUAAGGUAACCAGUCCAUCCAGUAUGCAUAAUAAUACAGUCCACACUCGAAGGCGAUUACUCAAAUUUGUUUAAUUUUGGAGUAUAGGCUAGACCAAUUAUGUACCAAAGACGUCUUAAAUCAGUUUUGUUUUAUGUUUUUCUGCCAUGUGUAAUAUGGGUAGGCUAUGUAUUGUGUAACGGCACAAUCCUCAUUUUAAUUCAGGUUUUUCUUUCGGGCUUGUGCUCAUAAACUUAUGCAUAUGCAUAAGCUCUAAUAUGCUGUUUAAGUUCUUUCUUCAAAUUGAUCAUCACAUGGUGAGUGAGGUGAGUUUUAAAAGUAUGAUAGGCCUACUGUUUUGAUGAUAAGUGUUUGAUGUGAUUUUCGAUUGCAUUUACAUUGAUGUCAGAGUGGUUAGAGGGACAAUAGAGCCCUGAGUAUCAGGCCAUUAGGACCUGAUGGUAGUUAGCAAGUUGGGUACUACCAAAGCAUGUCCAGAGUGCAUAAAAGGAGAUUACCAUGACUCAACGGUUAUGUGGAAUUUUACUGCGGUCAUGACUCAUGACUGCCGGUGUGGCGGUAAUACCGUAACCACAACAGCCCUCGAGUCAAUUCCAUUUCAAGUCAGUCAAUUCAGGAAGUAAACAGAAUUGCAAUGUUUUUUUCUCACAGAGAAGCAUUGAGGAGAAUUGGAAUUGGGAAUUAUUUUUACUUACUGAAUUGACUGAAUUGUGAAGGAAUUGACCCCAAACCUGCUAUAUAUCACAGGAAAUAUGUAGAGAAGCUAAUAAAAACACGCACUUAGAUAAUCAGCUCAGACUCUGAAACAAGGUCAAUACUCAGUUUUCCCUCUGUUUAGAAAGUGAGUUUAUUCUAUAGACCCUCGCCUUGACUGGAGAGGCUAAAAUCCAUCCUUGUCUUUGAGAUGCGACCCUGUGUGCAAUGCACUGGCCCAAUCAGUCCCUUUCCCUCCUCAGACCUGUCUGUCUGUCUGCCUGUCUGUCUGUUUGUCUGUCUAUCCAUCCGACUGCCUGCAUGUCUGUCUAUCUGUCGUUCUGGAUAAGAGUGUCUGCUAAAUUAUCUGCUAAAUGUAAAUCUAAUGUAAAUCUAAUGUGUCUGUCUGUCUGUCUGUCUGUCUGUCUGUCUGUCUGUCUGUCUGUCUGUCUGUCUGUUCUGUCUGUCUGUCUGUCUGUCUGUCUGUUCUGUCUGUCCUGUCUUGUCUGUCUGUCUGUCUGUCUGUCUGUCUGUCUGUCUGUCUGUCUGUCUGUCUGUCUGUCUGUCUGUGUGUGUGUGUGUGUGUGUGUGUGUGUGUGUGUGUGUGUGUGUGUGUGUGUGUGUGUGUGUGUGUGUGUGUGUGUGUAGAAGCUGAAGCAUACAGAGAGUGACAAGCUGCAGGUCCAGAUCCAAGCUUACCUGGACAACGUAUUUGACGUGGGCGCCCUGCUGGAGGACGCCGAGACCAAGAAUGCCGCGCUGGAGCGCGUGGAGGAGCUGGAGGAGAACAUGUCACAUGUGAGAAGAAACGACACCACACACAGACUUACUGUCUCUAUCUAAUACACUCUGACUGACUCUCUACAGAAGACUCUUGCCACCCUACAUGUUGACUUUUUGAUAACUCACUGCACCCGUCCCUUCUAUCUGAAUCCUCAAUCACUCGUUCAGUGACUUGACAUCCAUCCAUUAAUUCAUUAGUUAAUUAAUUAAUACAUGAAUUCACUACAAACACUCACUCUGUGUAUACGUGUCAUGUGAUCUGACUGACCCUCGACCUUUGCCCACCCAGAUGACGGAGAAGCUGCAGGACACGGAGAACGAGGCCAUGUCCAAGAUCGUGGAGCUGGAAAAACAGCUGAUGACGCGCAACAAGGAGCUCGACUCCGUCCGGGUGAGACUUCAGACUACUCACUCUGCUCCCUCAAUCAAUAGGGGAGAGGAGUUAAUAACGUUGACGGCAUAAUUCACUAGAGUGACAGUUUCUAGAAGAAAUGUUUUCCUGACCAAGAUGGACAAAUCUUUAGUCAUGUUGCUAGGAUGCCAGUUGUCCAUUCUACUUAUUCUUUAUGUAAUUCUAUGGCUGACGGACAGAGGUUGAUAAUCCUCUGAUCUGCAUGCAAUACAGUAACAUCUCUGUCUGUUCCCUGCCCCCCCCCCCCACCCAGGAGGUGUACAAGGACGCCAACUCGCAGGUUCACACACUGCGGCGGAUGGUGAAGGAGAAGGACGAGGCCAUCCAGAGGCAGUGCAACCUGGAGAAGAAGAUCCACGAGCUGGAGAAGCAGGGCACCAUCAAGAUCCAGAAGAAGGGCGACGGGGACAUCUCCAUCCUACCCUCGCCGCCCGCCCCCGGGGGCCCACUGGUGGCCGGAUUUAAGGGUGUACCAGGGGCCUAUAACGGGGGUGCGGUCUGCCCGAUGGGGUCGAAUGGGAUCCCGGGGAUGCCUGCGCCACCCCCGCCCCCUCCUCCUCUCCCACCGCCUGUGCCUGAGACUGGUAGGUGGAAUUCCGAGUUCAGACCAAUCCCGGCUUAGCUUACUGUUUAAUCACAGACGGUAGCUAAGCAGUCUGGACUGCUAGUUGCUAGUUUCACAACAUGCCCUUAAAUUUUUACUGUCCUAUUUUCUUAAGUGGAAUUUAAAGUACCGGUAUGCCGUUAGGCCAAGCUGUUCCAGCUCUGGCAUUUGAGUUGUAACAAAAACAGACACAGAGGCAGAGCUGGGGAAGCCAGCAGAGAGAGAGCGAGAGAGAGAAAGAGAGCAGAGCAGUCACAUGAGAGGAGUUUGUACUCUGCUGAUUGAGUCUCAAUGGGAGUCAGCACUUGGCAUGCUGUCAUCUCAAUUCCACGCUUACUUUCUCUCUCUUUCUCUCGCUCGCUCGUUCCCUCUCUGCUCCUGUUUGUUCAUCCUCUUCUCUAUUUCUCUCCCUCUAUUCCAGUGCCAAAUGGGUCAUUGGCUGGCCAUGCCGCUCCUCCCCCUCCCCCGCCUCCCCCGCCUCCCCCCGGCCCUAUGGAGGUGUCUGCCCCCCCGCCCCCGCCUCCACCCCCCAUGGCCCCCCCGCUGCCCGGCUGUGGAUCCCCCACCGUCAUCUUCAACUCAGGGUUAGCAGGUAAGGUCAUCCCACCCAGACGGCGCCCGUGUGUGAGACUGAAUGCGUCUCAAAUGGCACCCUAUUCCCUUUGUAGUGGACGUGGAUGAAUCACACUGUACCAGACAAUGAAAGAUGGGUUUUCACAAUACGCUUUUGUUCAAUCACUUUGGUGCUAUUUUCACAAGUAUGUGGUGAAUUUUCAAAACUCUUAAUACAAAACUCCAAACUGGUAACACUUAUUCAAAACCUUUUAUUGUGCAUACAUUUUGGUUGGAGACAUCUUUCACCACACAACCAUUGAUCCAAAAAAUAUGUUUACUGUGAAAUACCAUGAUAAAAAAUGUACCCAUCAAAAUGCCCAUAAUUUCUAUCCAAUGUCAAAGGUGAGAUUAUUGAAGACAUUUUUGAUGCAAAAAUAUAUUGUUCAGAUAUAAUUACAACAUGGUGUACUGUAUUAAAAUGAAACAAAUGAAAUUAAUGAAAUAAACUAAUUUUUGCAGCCACUAGUUUGCAUCAAGCCUGUCUUGAGCAUUUGGCCAUAGGUUCUCAUUGACAUUGCAGCAAAUGUCCUCAUUGUUCAUGCACCUGGAGAAAAACCUUUUGGCAUGGCAAAUCAUUGCAUGCCUCAUCCAUGGCCUGGAGGAGGGUGGCACACUCAUGGGGAUGGGGAUCAUGUGCAAUGUGAAACGUAUUUCUAGAUGAAACACUGAUUAAGUUUGAUGAAAAAAUUACUAUGUUUUUGUGUGUUGUACUUAGUCAAUUUAAAAUGUGCUUAGAGUUUUAAAACAACUGCCUUUUCGAUGAUCUGUUUUGAGUUUUACACUAAGCAUUGUGAAAAUGUACCACAUACUUGUGGAAAUUGCACACCAUGUGCUUUCCAAUGCUUCGAAAUUCACAAUCUUAAUCUACACUAUGUUGCCUCAUCAACUGAGCUGUGUGUGUGUGUGUGUGUGUGUGUGUGUGUGUGUGUGUGUGUGUGUGUGUGUGCGUGUGUGCGUCAGACUGACAGUAGCAGAACAGGAGCCAAGCCUCCUGAGAUCCUCUAGGCCUUUUGAACCCUGCUGAUAACUACAGUAUCAGUGUGUCUGAUGUUGGUUACUCACCGCUAUUUCAAGCUGCUUGACUUCCUGGAUAUCAGGGCGUGGAUAGCAUGGGUGACUCAGAGCGGAUGUGACAGCUAGUCAGGCCUCUUCUGACUCACUGACUGGCCUCCCCCUUAACCUAUCAUUGUGUGUCACUGGGUCUGUAUACACUGCAGACUUUGACCAGUUGAGACAAAGAUGCAAUGUGACACAAGAUCAUUCCAAAAUUUGACCUUUCACCUUGAAUAUGCCUCUUGAUCUGAAGCAUUAAUUCAGUAUAUGACAGCACUAGCAGUAGUACACUUUCAACUGUAAAGCUUGUUUUGUCCACGUUUAUUAUUAUUGUCUAUUAUGAUUUAUUAUCUUACUAAUGUCUCUCUCUUUAAAAUGGAUGCACAACAUUAUUUUGUUAUUAAUGAUUUCUCUGGUUGUUUUUCUCUCUACCUUCUUUUCUGCUAACCAGAGGGACCAAUCAAACUGUUCUGUAGGUUUUUUCUGUCAUGUGGUUGUGUUUUCACUGUUCCUCGUCUCCCAAGUAAUUGGAAAUUGUAUUUUCUGUUGUAACCGCAAACGUGAAGACAAGACACACACACACACACACACACACACACACACAGGAAGAAUGUCCACAUAGAGAUGGCCCUUUAUGCUCUAUGAUUCUUUCAGUCUAACCAAGCAUGAAACUCUUUUUUUCAUGCAUUCUCUUUGAAUUCUCUUACGACUGUUUGCAAACUCCCCAAAAAUAUUCAUAAUUCUUCACUGCUGUACUGUAAAAGGCUCGAGCACACCAAAAUAUGAAACCACAGUCUAUCCACAAAACAUGAACCACAGGACAUUGACUCCUAGUUGGAGUCGUUUGUCAUCAUUAUCGGAUCCUGAAAUGCUGGGGUCCUUAGCCUGUUAAAUAUAAUGGGAUGAGACAAAAUACUGUACAAUGUGUCUUACUUAGUCUUGACCGAUGGGAAAGCACUGAAAAUGCCAUAUUUCCAACUCCUGCAUGGUCUCCAUACUGUACUCUACCUUGUGUGUGUGUGUUUUAUUGUGAUGUCUGGAAGUGUCUGUUGUUGCAUGUUGAAACACAUUGACGUGCUGCUGCAGGUAGGCUGGUGAUGCUAGUAAGAUAGGAGAGUGUUGUGCAAGCCUGGAAUGCCCUGGUUGUCACACUCUCCAAUCCUGAUCCUUAUCGCUCUGCUCCACCGCCAGCGGUACCUCUGUCUGUCUGUGUGCUACUCAUGUGGCAACACGAGAGGUUACCCGGGGAGAGGCAGUCAAUCUGGGCUUAUAUACUCAGUAUGGCCAUAAUCCUUGUCUAUAUAAACACAAUCUGCUGCUGUGGCAUGGAUGACAACCGUAGCCAUAUGCACAUUCAAUAUCGUAGCUAACUCAAUUUGGUGUCCCCCAAGGCACUAUUCUGGGCCUGCUUCUGAAUUGGAUGUCUUGGUUAAAUAAAGGUUAAAUCAAUAAACUGUAGUGGCUAUGGCUAGCAGUAAAGAGCUAGCCAGAGCCCAUCAUGCCCUGCUAUAGAAGCGGCUGUAGAGCACAUCUCCAGUUCUCUCAGGUGUGACUUAACAUGAGACAAACGGCCAGUCUCAGCCUAUUUAUCUAUCUACGGAGGGAGGCAUCUCCAUGUGUGUCACUACCACCAGUCACUGAUAAGACUGUGUGUGUCCCACAUGGCACCCUUAUUCCCUAUAUAGUGCACAUUAUUUCCUAUAUAGUGUAGUGGAGGCUGCUGAGGGGAGGACGGCUCAUAGUAAUGGCUGGAAUGGAGUCAAUGGAAUGGUAUCAACCACAUGUUUGAAACCAUUCCAUUGACUCCAUUCAAGCCAUUAUUAUGAGCCUCCUCCCCUCACCAGCCUCCACUGAUAUAGUGCACUUCUUUUGUAGUACUAAAAGUAGUGAACUACAUAGUGAAUAGGGUGCCAUUUGGGAUGCAUGCAGCCUAUGUCUAUCCCCCAUCACACGACUUGUGCACUGUGUGUUUGUGAGAGCGAUGAUAGAGAUAGGUAGAUGGUGUACUUGCUGACUUAUUCCUCUGUGUUCCGGUGUAGCCGUGAAGAUUAAGAAGCCUAUCAAGACCAAGUUCCGUUUGCCGGUGUUGAACUGGGUGGCACUGAAGCCCAACCAAAUCAACGGCACUGUGUUCAAUGAGAUCGACGACGAGAGGAUACUGGAGGUAGGGAACCAUCCACUCACCCCCACAGAUAUGCAUUUCACACUUUGACCUUCUAUAAAAGCUAUGUUGGUCUACUGUACUUCAAACAACAUGUAGGCUACUCACCACAGGGCAGGUUGCUUAGGAUUCAAACCUUCUCACUUGAAGUGUGUUUUCAACCUCAGGACCUGAACGUGGAUGACUUUGAGGAGAUGUUCAAGACGAAAGCCCAGGGCCCGGCCAUCGACUUGACCAUGAGCAAGACCAAGGUCAUCCAGAAGGGUCCCAACAAGGUGGCGCUGCUGGAUGCCAACCGGGCCAAGAACAUGGCCAUCACCCUGAGGAAAGUGGGCAAGGCCCCCGAGGAGAUCUGCAAGGCCAUUCAGCUGUAAGACGUCAAGGACUCCUCCUACACUACACAACCUAGUGGUCUUCUUAAUCUACAGUACUAGUCAAAAGUUUGAACACACCUACUCAUUCAAGGGUUUUUCUUUAUUUGUACUAUUUUCUACAUUGUAGAAUAAUAGUGAAGACAUCAAAACUAUGAAAUAACACAUAUGGAAUCAUGUAGUAAUCAAAAAAGUGUUAAACAAUUUUUGAGAUUCUUCAAAUAGCCACCCUUUGCCUUGAUGACAGCACCUUGAUGGCUUCACCUGGAAUGCUUUUCAAACAGUCUUGAAGGAGUUCCCACAUGUGCUAAGCACUUGUUGGCUGCUUUUCCUUCACUCUGCCAUCCGACUCAUCCCAAACAAUCUCAAUUGGGUUGAGGUCGGGGGAGUGUGGAGGCCAGGUCAUCUAAUGCAGCACUCCAUCACUCUCCUUCUUGGUCAAAUAGCCUUUAUACAGCCUGGAGGUGUGUUGGGUCAUUGUCCUGUUGAAAAACAAAUGAUAGUCCCACUAAGCCCAAACCAGAUAGGAUGGCGUAUCGCUGCAGAAUGCUGUGGUAGCCAUGCAGGUUAAGUGUGCCUUGAAUUCUAAAUAAAUCACAGACAGUGUCACCAGCAAAGCACUCCCACAACAUAACACCUCCUCCUCCAUGCUUUACGGUGGGAAAUACACAUGCGGAGAUCAUCCGUUCACCCACACCACAUCUCACAAAGCCACGCCGGUUGGAACUAAAAAUCUCAAAUUUGGACUCCAGACCAAAGGACACAUUUCCACCAGUCUAAUGUCCAUUGCUCGUGUUUCUUGACCAAAGCAAGUCUCUUCUUGGUGUCUUUUAGUAGUCGGUUCUUUGCAGCAAUUUGACCAUGAAGGCCUGAUUCACACAGUCUCCUCUGAACAGGUGAUGUUGAGAUGUGUCUGUUACUUGAACUCUGUGAAGCAUUUAUUUUGGCUGCAAUUUCUGAGGCUGGUAACUCUAAUGAAUUUAUCCUCUGCAGCAGAGGUAACUCUGGGUCUUCCAUUCCUGUUGUGGUCCUCAUGAGAGCCAGUUUCAUCAAAGUUCUUGAAAUGUUCCGUAUUGACUGACCUUUAUGUCUUAAAGUAAUGAUGGACUGUCAUUUCUCUUUGCUUAUUUGAGCUGUUCGUGCCAUAAUAUGGACUUGGUCUUUUACCAAAUAGGGCUAUCUUCUGUAUACCAACCCUACCUUGUCACAACACAACUGAUUGGCUCAAACGCAUUAAGACAAAUUAACUUUUAACAAGGCACACCAGGUGACUACCUCAUGAAGCUGGUUGAGAGAAUGCCAAAGCUGUCAUCAAGGCAAAGGGUGGCUAUUUGAAGAAUCUCAAAUCUCAAAUAUAUUUGGAUUUGUUUAACACUUUUUUGGUUACUACAUGAUUCCAUAUGUGUUAUUUCAUAGUUUUGAUGUCUUCAUUAUUAUUUUACAAUGUAGAAAAUAGUAAAAAUAAAGAAAACCCCUUGAAUGAGUAGGUGUGUCCAAACUUUUGACUGGUGGUGCAUUUAGCACCGCGAAUUAGGGUUUGUUUGUGUGUCUGCAUAGCAUAGCGUCUGUGUGCAUGUCUGUGUCUCCAGUCCGUGUUUGUGUGUGUGUUUGUCUGUGCCUCCGCAUAACGUGCAUGUCUGUGUCUCCAGUCCGGGUAAUAACCGAUAUCCCCUGCGUCCCCCCACCCGUCAGGUUUGACCUGCGCACCCUGUCGGUGGACUAUGUGGAGUGUCUGAUGCGCUUCCUGCCCACGGAAAACGAGGUGAAGAUCAUGCGUCAGUACGAGAAGGAGAAGAAGCCAUUGGAGGCGCUGACGGACGAGGACCGCUUCAUGAUGCACUUCAGCAAGAUAGAGCGGCUCAUGCAGAAGAUGACCAUCAUGGCCUUCAUAGGCAACUUCUGCGAGAGCGUGCAGAUGCUGACACCGGUGAGGCUCUCUCAGGGCUUACCAGAUAUGAUUGAGGUUAUAGGUGAUGGGAGAGGAGGAUUCAUUCUUCGGCCCUGUAUACACUCAAGUUUUGCAACUGAUAUGGAAUGCUUUUGGGUUUUGUGAUACAACGGGGAGUGUUUCUGCACACAAAAAAUUACACAAGCAUUGUGGAGACACUGCACAGGCAUUGUGUGAACAUUUUUGUGCAGACCAACUAGGGCUGGGCGAUAUGGCCAAAAUAUCAUAUGACAGUAUAUUUCAAAAUGUUGAUGCUAUUUGACGGUAUUUUAUGUUUUUGAAUAAUAAUAUUUGCUUUAAGAGUAGUGGGACCCUAGGGUUGCAACACAUACAUUCUAAGUGAUUUCACUGGGUCUUUCUCCAUUCUGAUUGUUUUAUACUGUUUAACUUCAACCAAAAUUAAUUUCCUGCAUUUUCAUAAAUUCCUGCAUUUCCUGCACUCAUUUGAGGUAACUUCCACACUACCACGUAGGGCUGCACGAUAUGGGCAAAAAAUCGAGGCCUUAUUUUUAACCAAAUAUUGCAAUUACGAUUUGACUUGCGAUUUAGAUCAAAACAGUUUGGUGAACUGUUGGAAUCAUGGAAAUAGAAUGUUUAUUCUAAUUCUAUAGUUAGAAUAUAAAUAAUAGUGGGGACUUUGAACACAGUGUUGUUUGACAUGACAAGGAAUUUUAAAAAAUGCCAGGGAGGAGUUAUUGUGACAGGGUAGGAACCAAAGUGUUGGUCAGUAUUUCCUAUGGGACCCUAUAAUGUUUAGCUAUAUUAAAUGUUUCUUCAUUUAGCCAACAUAUUCAUGCUUUGCCUAUUCCUCUUUGAUUUUAAAGAUACUGCUGCACAAACAACAUGCUGAUUUAGGCCUACACCAUCACUGGUAUCAGUCUGUAUAGCUAGCUAUGUUUGCUCUGACUCAGUACAUUUGCUAGCUAGGUAGCCAGCUAACUAGCGAUUAGCAUUAGUGGCUAACACGGUUUACCUUGCUAAGAAAAGACAGACUAGCUGUUUGCAGAUGUAAGAAACACAAACUAAUAGUGUGGAUUUAUAUUAAGAAGCAAAGUGGAAACAACAUUGUGCUGCAUUGACCAUGCGAACUGAACGCAAGUGUCUGUGGUCAAGCAACAACAAAUGCACUCCUUGAGUGACAGGGCUAGGUCUGUGUGGAAAGCGGCAUGAAGAGAGAGAUGGCUCAAGUGUGUUUAUUUUACCAGGUAAAUUGACUGAGAACACAUUCUCAUUUACAGCAAUGACCUGGGGAAUAGUUACAGGGGAGAGGAUGGUGGAUGAAUGAGCCCAUUGGAAGAUUAUGGGGGAUGAUUAUGUGGCCAUGAUGGUAUGAGAGCCAGAUUGGGAAUUUAGGCAGGACACUGGGGUUAACACCCCUACUCUUACAAUAAGUGCCAUGGGAUCUUUAGUGACCACAGAGAGUCAGGUCACCCGUUUAACAUCCCAUCUGAAAGACAGAACCCUACACAGUGCAAUGUCCCCAAUCACUGACCUGGGGGCAUUGAGAUAUAUUUUAGACCAGAGGAAAGAGUGCCUCCUACUGGCCCUCCAACACCACUUCCAGCAGUAUCUAGUCUCCCAUCCAGGGACCGACCAGGACCAACCCUGCUUAGUUUCAGAAGCAAGCCAGCAGUUGGAUGCAGGGUGGUAUGCUGCUGGCCCAAGUAGCGGUGUAAACUAUAAAAAUGGACGUUACACAUGGCAUAUCAAAUUUAACAAACCAAAAGUUCAAAUACCGUUAUAGAAGGUAAACUAAAAACCCAAACCAGUCUGUGCAUCAAUACCGGUAUAUAGUAAAAUAUGGUAUUCCGCCCAGCCCUAAGACCAACUCUCCAUUGUAUCACAAAUAUAUCAGUCGUAUCACAACCAUUGUAUAAUAUGUUGUACAGUGACUUGCAAAAGUAUUCAUCCCCCUUGGUGUUUUUUAUAUUUUGUUGCAUUACAACCUGUAAUUUAAAUUUAUUUUUAUUUGGAUUUCAUAUAAUGGACAUACACAAAAUAGUCCAAAUUGGUGAAGUGAAAUGAAAAAAAUAAAAGCAAACACAUUUGGUGUUUGCCAAAAGGCAUGUGGGAGACUCCCCAAACAUAUGGAAGAAGGUACUCUGGUCAGAUGAGACUAAAAUUGAGCUUUUUGUUCAUCAAGGAAAACGCUAUGUCUGGCGCAAACCCAACACCUCUCAUCACCCCGAGAACACCAUCCCCACAGUGAAGCAUGGUGGUGGCAGCAUCAUGCUGUGGGGAUGUUUUUCAUCGGCAGGGACUGGGAAACUGGUCAGAAUUGAAGGAAUGAUGGAUGGCGCUAAAUACAGGGAAAUUCUUGAGGGAAACCUGUUUCAGUCUCCCAGAGAUUUGAGACUGGGACGGAGGUUCACCUUACAGCAGGACAAUGACCCUAAGCAUACUGCUAAAGCAACACUCGAAUGGUUUAAGGGGAAACAUUUUAAUGUCUUGGAAUGGCCUAGUCAAAGCCCAGAUCUCAAUCCAAUUGAGAAUCUGUGGUAUGACUUAAACAUUGCUGUACACCAGCGGAACCCAUCCAACUUGAAGGAGCUGGAGCAAUUUUGCCUUGAAGAAUGGGCAAAAAUCCCAGUGGCUAGAUGUGCCAAGCUUAGAGAGACAUAUCCCAAGAGACUGGCAGCUGUAAUUGCUGCAAAAGGUGGCUCUACAAAGUAUUGACUUUGGGGGGGUGAAUAGUUAUGCACGCUCAAGUUUUAUUUUUUUUGGUCUUAUUUCUUGUUUGUUUCACAACAAAAAAUAUUUUGCAUCUUCAAAGUGGGAGGCAUGUUGUGUAAAUCAAAUGAUACAAACCCCCCAAAAAUCAAUUUUAAUUCCAGGUUGUAAGGCAACAGAAUAGGAAGAGUGGGGGUGAAUACUUUCGCAAGCCACUGUACAUCAGUUGUACAACCUGUGUGUACAGGGCCUUCUUUAAUUUGACUUAUUCUCCUCUUGUCUGACUUUUGUUCUACUUCCUUCUUUCUUAUUCUUUACAGCAACUUCAUGCGAUCAUCGCUGCAUCUGUGUCAAUAAAAUCCUCACAGAAACUCAAGAAAAUUCUUGAGGUAAGCGACCAAUUACAGAUUUCUUUGCAUCAAAAAUACUCUGUGCUGAUUUUUUUGUUGUUGAAAAUAUUGUUCCUGGCUGCCUUCUGUGUUGAUGUUCCAAUGCUGUUGUUUUCCCCCACAGAUUAUCUUGGCUCUCGGAAACUACAUGAACAGCAGUAAAAGGGGAGCAGUAUACGGUUUUAAACUACAAAGUUUAGAUUUGGUAAGAGAUUCUCUCUCCCAUCUUAAAUGUAUUGCUAGUGCAUAACGUGCUUCAGGAUUGUCAUUGUUUGCAUCCCAAAUUGCACCCUAUUCCCUAUGUAGUGCACUAUUUUGAACCACAGCCCUAUGGGCCCUAGUCAAAAGUAGUGCACUACAUAGGGAAUAGGGUGCCAUUUGGGACGCAUGAUCUUCACACGUCUUUUUAUCCUCUAAUUACCCCAGCUACUAGACACCAAGUCGACAGACCGGAAAAUGACACUGUUGCACUACAUAGCCAACGUGGUGAAGGAGAAAUACCACCAAGUCAAUCUGUUCUACAAUGAACUGCAUUAUGUGGAGAAGGCUGCAGCAGGUACGAUUCACAACAAAGCCUAGUGAUAUUACAGUGAUAAAGGGCUGAUGCUAAAUCAGAUCCUAGGCUGCACCCUAUUCCCUACAUAGUGCACUACUUUUGACCAGAGCCCUGAGGCCCUUGGUCUAAAAUAGUGCACUAUAUAGGGAAUAGGGUGCUAUUUGGGACGAAUCCCUAAUGAACUACAUGAACAGCAGUAAAAGGGGAGCAGUAUACGGUUUUAAACAAAGUUUCAGUUUUGUAAGAUAUUCUCUCUCCCAUCUCAAAUGUAUUGCUAGUGCAUAAUUUGCUUCAGGAUUGUAAUUGGCUGAAUAAAUGGCACCCUAUGGGCCCUGGUCUAAAGUAGUGUACUAAAUAUGGAAUAGGGUGCCAUUUGGGACGCAUACCUAAUGAUCAGUCAUUGGAUUUGGACAGGAUUGUAGCCUAUCUUUGGUCUGCAGGCACUUCUGUUGCUCUGUAUCUUCAGUCAUGUCCUACAAUGCAUUGUGGUGUUGUUCUCUUGCUGGGGCAUUGACUCCUCCAUGCUGGGUGUUACUCUGAAGACCUGUGCUGUAAACUCACUGAGGUAUGGCCCUCCUUGGGGAGUACCCUGCUUCGAACAGUUUGCAAUUCUGUUUGUGUGUGUGUGUGCGCAAUCUCAGUGUCGUUAGAGAACGUUCUGCUGGACGUGAAGGAGCUCCAGCGGGGAAUGGACCUGACCAAGAGAGAAUACAGCAUGCAUGGUCACAACACCAUGCUCAAAGACUUCAUCACACACAACGAGGGCAAGCUGAAAAAGCUGCAGGACGACGCCAAGAUCGCACAGGUAAACCUCACCUCACUAAAUUUCUAAUACAGCAACUUUAUUAAAGGUUAAUGGGGCAUUUUCCUGGACACAGAUUAAGCCUAAUCCUGGACUAAAAAGCACUUUCAAUGGAGAUUCUCCGCUUUUUAGUUCAGGACUAAGUUUAAUCUAUGUCUGACCGUAUUGUUUGAUGGGACUAAUUUACGAUUGGCAUAUGUUUAGAUGAUAAAGAACGUCGCAGGGAAAUCACGAAUGCAAAAUGUGCUAUUUUCUUCUCACAGGACGCCUUCGACGAGGCGGUCAAAUUCUUUGGCGAGAAUUCCAAAACGACGCCCCCGUCCGUGUUCUUCCCGGUGUUUGUGCGCUUUAUCAAGGCCUACAGGGUGAGACUGAUGUUCCUCUCUUACACACCCUUCAGAAUGUCCAAAAAACAUCCCACCCCACCUUCCGCUCCUGACCAACCCUCAUCCCUGUUCCCCCGACUGUGGAAACGCCUCAGUCUAAGUGUGUAUCCGUGUGUUUGUGUGUCUGUUCUUUCAGCAAGCGGAGGAGGACAACGAGCAGAGGAAGAGAGCGGAGCAGGUGAUGAUGGAGAAGCUUCUGGAGCAGGAGGCCAUGAUGGACCAGGAGCACCAGAAAGUAACCUCUCUCUCUCGCCGUCUCUCUCUCUCUCUCGCCGUCUCUCUCUCUCUAUCGCCGUCUCUCUAUCUCUCUCGCCGUCUCUCUCUCUCUCUCGCCGUCUCUCUCUCUCUCUCGCCGUCUCUCUCUCUCGCCGUCUCUCUCUCUCGCCGUCUUCUCUCUCUUCGCAAGUCUCUCUUCUAUCUCUCUUUGCCGUCUCUCUCUCUCUCUCUCGCGUUCUCUCUUCGCCGUCUCUAUAUCUCUUCUCGCGUCUCUCUUCUCUCUCGCGUUUUCUUUUCUUCUCUCUAUCGCCGUUCUCUCUCGCAGUCUCUCUCGCACGUCUCUCUCUCUCUCGCCAUCUCUCUCUCUCUUCGCCGUCUCUCUCUCGCCGUCUCUCUCUCUCUCUCGCCGUCUCUCUCUCUUUUAUCUCUCGUGUCUUUCUCUCUUCGCCGUCUUCUCUCUAUCUCUCUCUGCUUGUCUCUCUCUCUCUCGCUGCUUCUCUCUCGCUGUCUUUCUCUCUCUCUCGCCGUCUCUCUCUCUCUCGCCGUCUCUCUCUCUCUCUCGCCGUCUCUCUCUCGCCGUCUCUCUCUCUCUCUCUCUCGCUGUCUUUCUCUCUCUCUCGCCGUCUCUCUCUCUCUCGCCGGUCUUUCUCUCUCUCGCCAUCUCUCCUCUCGCCGUCUCUCUCUCUCUCGCCGUCUCUCUCUCUCUCGCCGUCUCUCUCUCUCGCCGUCUCUCUCUCGCCGUCUCUCUCUCUCUCGCGCGCGUCUCUCUCUCUCUCUCGCCGUCUCUCUCUCUCGCUGUCUCUCACCGUCUCUCGCCGUCUCUCUCUCGCCGUCUCUCUCUCUCUCGCCGUCUUUCUCUCUCUCUCGCGUCUCUCUCUCUCUCUCUCGCCGUCUCUCUCUGUCUCGCUGUUUUUUCUCUCUCUCUCGCUGUCUUUCUCUCUCUCUUGCCGUCUCUCUCUCUCGCUGUCUCUCUCUCUCUCUCUCUCUCGCUGUCUUUCUCACUCUCUCUUGCCGUCUCUCUCUCUCUCGCCGUCUCUCUCUCGCCGUCUCUCUCUCUCUCCGUCUCUCUCUCGCCGUCUCUCUCUCUCUCUCGCUGUCUUUCUCUCUCUCUCGCCGUCUCUCUCUCGCCGUCUCUCUCUCGCCGUCUUUCUCUCUCUCUCUCGCCGUCUCUCUCUCGCGUCUCUCUCUCUCUCUCGCCGUCUCUCUCUCUCGCCGUCUCUCUCUCUCGCGUCUCUCUCUCUCUCUCUCUCGCCGUCUCUCUCUCUCUCGCCGUCUCUCACCGUCUCUCGCCAUCUCUCUCUCUCUCGACGUCUCUCUCGCUCUCGCCGUCUCUCUCUCUCUCUCUCUCUCUCUCGCCGUCUCUCACCGUCUCUCGCCGUCUCUCUCUCUCUCUCUCGCCCGUCUCUCUCUCUCGCCGUCUCUCUCUCUCUCUCUCUCGCCAUCUCUCUCUCUCUCUCUCUCUCUCGCCGUCUCUCUCUCUCGCCGUCUCUCUCUCGCGUCUCUCUCUCUCUCUCUCGCCGUCUCUCUCUCUCUCGCCGUCUCUCUCUCGCCGUCUCUCUCUCUCUCGCCGUCUUUCUCUCUCUCUCGCCCUCUCUCUCUUCGCCGUCUCUCUCUCUCGCCGUCUCUCUCAUCUCUCUCUCGCGUCUCUCUCUCGCCGUCUCUCUCUCGCCGCCUCUCUCUCGCCGUCUCUCUCUCUCUCUCUCGCCGUCUCUCUCACGCCGUCUCUCUUCUCUCGCAAUCUCUCUCUCUAUCUCGCCGUCUUUCUCUCUCUCUCGCCGUCUCUCUCUCUCUCGCCGUCUUUCUCUCUCUCGCCCCUCUCUCUCUGCCCCGUCUCUCCUCUCUCUCUCUCUCGCCGUCUCUCUCUCUCGCCAUCUCUCUCUCUCUCUCGCUGUUUUUCUCUCUCUCGCUGUUUUUCUCUCUCUUCUCGCCGUCUCUCUCUCUCUCUUGCCCUCUCUCACCGUCUCUCGCCGUCUCUCUCUCUCGCCCAAUAUCUCUCUCUCUAUCGCUGUCUUUCCCUCCUUCUCGCCGUCUCUCUCUCGCCGUCUUUCUCUCUCUCUCGCCCUCUCUCUCUCGCCGUCUCUCUCUCUCUCUCUCGCCAUCUCUCUCUCUCGUCAUCUCACCGUCUCUCUCUCGCCGUCUCUCUCCUCUCUCUCGCGUCUCUCUCACGCCGUCUCUCUCUCUCCUUUCUCGCCGUCUCUCUCUCUCUCGCCGUCUCUCUCUCUCUCGCCGUCUCUCUCGCCGUCUCUCUCUCGCCGUCUCUCUCUCUCUCUUUCUCUUUCUCUCUCCGUCUUUCUCUCUCUCUCGCCGUCUUUCUCUCUCUCUCGCCGUCUCUCUCUCUCGCCGUCUCUCUCUCUCGCCGUCUCUCUCUCUCGCGUCUCUCUCUCUCUCUCGCCGUCUCUCUCUCUCGCCGUCUCUCUCUCUCGCCGUCUCUCUCUCUCUCGCCGUCUCUCUCGCGUCUCUCUCUCUCUCUCUCGCCAGUCUCUCUCCUCUCUCGCACGUUCUCUCUCGCCGUCUCUCUCUCUCUCGCCAUCUUUCUCUCUCUCUCGGCGUCUCUCUCUCUCUCUCGCCGUCUCUCUCUCUCUCGCUGUCUCUCUCUCUCGCCGUCUCUCUCUCUCUCGCCGUCUCUCUCUCUCUCGCCGUCUCUCUCUCGCCGUCUCUCUCUCUCUCGCCGUCUCUCUCUCUCUCGCCCGGUUCUCUCUCUCUUCUCUCUCUCGCGCUUUCUCUCUCUCUCUCGCCGUCUUUCUCUCCUCGCCCUCUCUCUCUCUCGCCGUCUCUCUCUCUCGAUCUCCUCUCUUCUCUCGCAGUCUCUCUCUCUCGCCGUCUCUCUCUCUCUCGCCGUUCUCUCUCGCCCUUUUUCUCUCGCGUCUCUCUAUCGCCGUCUCUCUCGCUCUCUCUUCUCUCUCUCUCGCAGUCUCUCUCUCUCUCCGUCUCUCGCCUCUCUCUUCGCGUCUUCUCUUCUAUCUCGCCGUCUUCUCUCUCUCUCGCCUCUCUCUCUCUCGCCGUCUCUCUCUCUCGCCGUCUAUCUCUCUCGCGUCUCUCUCUCUCUUCGCCGUCUCUCUCUCUCUUUCGCCGUCUCUCUCUCUCUCGCCGUUCUCUCUCUCUCCUCGUCUAUCUCUCUCUCUCGCCGUCUCUCCUCGCCGUCUUCUCUCUCUCUCGCGUCUUUCUCUCUCUCUCGACGUCUCUCUCUCUCUCGCCGUCUUUCUCUCUCUCGCCGUCUCUCUCUCUCGCGUCUCUCUCUCUCUCUCUCGCCGUCUCUCUCUCGCCAUCUCUCUCUCUCUCUCGCUGUUUUUCUCUCUCUCGCUGUUUUUCUCUCUCUCUCACCGUCUCUCUCUCUCUUGCCGUCUCUCUCUCUCUCUCGCCGUCUCUCGCCGUCUCUCUCUCGCCGUCUCUCUCUCUCACUCGCCGUCUCUCUCUCGCCGUCUCUCUCUCGCUGUCUUUCCCUCUCUCUCGCCGUCUCUCUCUCGCCGUCUUUCUCUCUCUCUCGCCCUCUCUCUCUCUCGCCGUCUCUCUCGCGUCUCUCUCUCUCGUCAUCUUUCACCGUCUCUCUCUCGCCGUCUCUCUCCUCUCUCUCGCGUCUCUCUCACGCCGUCUCUCUCUCUCCUCUCUCGCCGUCUCUCUCUCUCGCCGUUUCUCUCGCCGUCUCUCUCCUCUCUCGCCGUCUCUCUCCUCUCUCUCGCUGUCUCUCUCUCUCGUCAUCUCUCUCUCUUUCUCUCCCUCUCUCUCUCGCCAUCUCUCUCUCUCUCUCUCGCCGUCUCUCUUGCCGUCUCACUCUCUUUCUCUCUCUCCCUCCUCACCUGCUUCCUAUAAGGUAAACUAUCCCUUCUCUCCCCCCUCCUCCCACUCACCAUUUCUCCCUCUUUCUUUCCCUCUCUAUCCUCUUCCUAUAAUUUAAGCUCUCUUUCUCCCCCCGCCCUACCUCUCUCUCCUUCCCCUAACUCUCCCCCCUUCCCCUCGUCUCCUUCCCUCAUCCACCUCUGCCCCCCCCCCCCCCCCCCCCCCCCCCCCCCCUCCUGCUGGUAGGGCAGUUUUAUAUUAGAUACUGCAGAUACCUAGUGUAUCACGUCAAGUCAAGAUAAUCCACUAUAUAUAACCAGUAAACAUAAACAGUUGGUAAACCAACCAGUAAAUAUAAACGGUAUAUAUAAUAUAUACAGUAUAACCUGUCCAAUGGACACAUUAGACUGACAGCUAUGGUGUGUCACACGGGGACAUCCUUAUACUGUUUGAAUAGUCUAAAAAGGCGCCUGUGAUUUGACUGUAUGCGUACGUCCUUGUCUGUGUGUGUGUGUGUGUUUUAUUCUAUGUCCUUGUGUGUGUGUGUGUGUGGUCUCCCCACCAGUCUCCGUCCCAUAAGAACACCAGGAGCAGGAGUCAGCAGCAGGAGGUGAUAGCUGAGCUGAGGAAGAAGCAGGUGAAGGAUACGGGCAGCCGCCAUGUCUACGAGGGCAAGGAUGGAGCCAUCGAGGACAUCAUCACCGGUAAACAGGACCAUGGCCAAUCACCAUCAGUUCUACAAUCACACACACGUUACUCAUACACAUGCGAACGCACACAAACACACACACACACGUGUACACACACAUGUGCGUACACAUACUGUAUGCGCGUACACACACACACACACACACACACAUACACACACACACACACUGGGUGUUCUGCAUGCAGGGCCUCUCCUGUGCUCUAAUCCAGUCUCAUUCAAUCAUUAACAUGGGUUUCUAAACCACUAACAAAUACGUUGCCUCUUAACUAUUGAACUGUUUGAACUGUCAAUGAUUCAAUCCUAAGGCUUUAUUUAACCGUAAUCAUACGUUACAAACAUGCAUUGACAGUCCAGCUAACCCAACCUAGACACUUGGAGCCGGCGCAAAUGUGCAUAUGAUCAUUAUCUGCUAUCUGUUGUCCUUCUUUGUAACAGUUAGUGUUGUAGACGGGCCGGGCUUAGAGUAUAGUCCCCAGACCAGAGACCAUGGCUGCGUCCCAAAUGGCACCUUAUUCCCUAUGUGGUGCACUACUUUCGACCAGAGCCCUAUGCUAUUUGGAAUGCAGCCCAUGUAUUGAUCUGCUUUAUUAAAAUAUAUGACACUGAGAAAACGAAUACAUAUUUUAUUCAGUGAACUGCAAUAAAAUGUGCCUCUGAGGAAUUGUUGUAUACAACCCUAGGCCAUUUACAUUCUGUGUGGUGUGGCAAUAACACUAUAAUUCUAUAUAACAAUAAAACAUAACCUUAUUCUAACUGACAAGCUAAAAGCCUGUCUUGUAACAUUUUAACGUUAGCACUCCAUAAGAUACAGUGGAAUAGCUGUAGCGUAGCAACCCUACAGUUGCAAAAUUCCGGUAAUAUCCCCAAAAUUCCCAGGUUUUUCAGAAAUCCCGGUUGGAAGAUUCCCGAAUUUCCUACUUAUUCCUUACUGAUUCCAGGGAAUCUUCCAACCAGGAUUUCAAUAAGCAGGAAAUUCGGUAAUCCUCCAACCGGGAUUUCUGGAAAACCAGGGAAUUUUGGGAAAGUUCCCGGAAUUGUGCAACCCUAAGCAGCCCUGUAGGCCUAUAGUAGAAUGUGUUAAUGUGUCUCUGCUUCAGUCUUCUAAUGCUGUAGGGUGUUAACCUGUUCUAAAACCCUGUAGAUGUGUGCUUCUCCUUACUGUCAUGUCUUAGCUGUUGUUGUUGUUUCAAUGCAGUGCUGAAGACAGUGCCCUUUACCGCCCGCACAGCCAAACGGGGUUCUCGGUUCUUCUGCGAGCCGGCUCACAAUGAGGAGUACCAUUACUAAAGCUUAGAACUCUCUCUGAAAGGUUGCUGUAAAUACAGUGCUCUCUUUCUUUCUUGCCUCUCUCUUUCUCCGUACUUUCACUGUGUGUUGUGUGUUCUCGCUCACUCUGUGGGUGUGUCACUGUCAGUCACUUGUGUGUGUAUGUGGGGGGGGGUGGCGGGGGGGGGGGGGUGUUGGUGUCUCUGUCACCGCCCCUCCUAUGAGGGGAGCAUGAGGAGGGAGGGGUUUUGUGGGAGGGGUCGCUGAUGUCAACUCCGUUACCCUGCAUGACAAGUCAUCCCCGUUAUAUACUUUCUCAUCCGUUUGUAUCAUCACCCAUAGCAAACCAUAAUGUCACAGAAAUGUUCCUGUCAGGCCAUUGAUAUUUGCCCUGAGAAGAGGGAGAUGGGUAGAUGGGUUAGAAACCAUGUCUCACUCUAGCUGUAUUAGUAUAGAGUAUAUUAGAGUGUACAAAACAUUAUGAACACCUGCUCUUUCCAUGACAUAGACUGACCAGGUGAAUCCAGGUAAAAGCAAUGAUCCCUUAUUGAUGUCACUUGUUAAAUCCACUUCAAUCAGUGUAGAUGAAGGGGAGGAGACAGGUUGAACAAGGAUUUUCAAGCAUUGAGACAAUUGACAUGGGUUGUGUAUGUGUGCCAUUCAAAGGGUGAAUGGACAUGACAAAAUAUUUAAGUGCCUUUGAACAGGGUAUGGUAGUAGGUGCCUGGUGCACCGGUUUGUGUGAAGAACUGCAACGCUGCUGGGUUUUUCACACUCAACGGUUUCCCGUGUGUAUCAAGAAUUGUCCACCACCCAAAAGACAUCCAGCUAACUUGACACAAUUGUGGGAAGCAUUGGAGUCAACAUGGGCCAGCAUCCCUGUGGAACGCUUUCGACACCUUGUAGAGUCCAUGCCCCUACGAAUUGAGGCUGUUCUGAGGGCAAAAUGCAGGGGGGGUGCAUCUCAAUAUUAGGAAGGUGUUCUUAAUGUUUAGUACACUCAGUGUAUAUCAAUCGGACCGCAUGGUAAGUGCCCUCUGCUGUUAAUAUAGCUGAAGUGCUUCCUAGACCGUAGCCCAACGGAUUCUCACUUACUAGCAUCCAAUACGUAUAUAUUGCAUUACAUAUGUUAUGUUGACCUGUAUUAAUGCCAGUAGUUAUGUUAUAAAGUAUAUAGUAGUUUUGCUUUAGUAGAUGUAGGGUAAUAUUGUCAACAUAGCAGAGUCGUUUAGCCUAUAAUUAUAAAAUAAUUAUAUAAUAUUUUGUAAGUUAAGAUGUAUGACUCAUUUUAAAAUGGCUGUGGCAUUAUACUUUGCUUGUGUGUUAAUCUGUCUUAUCAUGAAAACGGAGUAUUGUGUUCAUCAUGUAUUACUGCUGCUGUUUGGGUUUCUGCAUGCCACUGGCUUUCUCCUGCUUCAUACCCACAAUGUCCCCUGUUCCCAGUUCCCCUAGCUCUGGUCCAGGGUGUUACAUCUGUCUUGCUGAUGCUGAGCCUUGAAGCUACACGUAACACUCUGGACCAGAGCUACAGUUCCCCCCCUUACCUUGUGCUUGGCGAUGGAUCACAAUCUUAUCACAUGACUUUCUGUGGUCUGCCAGGUCACCUUUCUAACAUAUUGCAUGAAGUAUUAUUUUCUGACACGUGUUCUCGGUCUUAAAUGUCACAUAUCCAUUGUGUGCCACUAACAUACAGUCAGAUACAUUCAUUGCUGUUUACAUUUACAUUUUAGUCAUUUAGCAGACGCUCUUAUCCAGAGCGACUUACAGUUAGUGAGUGCAUACAUUUUCAUACUGGCCCCCCGUGGGAAACGAACCCACAACCCUGGCGUUGCAAGCGCCAUGCUCUACCAACUGAGCUACAGGGGGGCUAUACAGGGGUUUAGCAAUUUAAAGGGAAAAGCCUCAGUAUUUCUAAACAUUUCCAUAAAUUACAGUUGAAUUCACAUCCUAUCCCCGUGUAUCUGGCUGAAUGCAUGCUGUUCUUUGGUUUUUGGUCUGUGUUCUAUUCAAUAUUAACUUUUUUCUUGUAUGUAACUAUUCCAAAGCUUUCGUGCAAAGUUUGAUGGUUAGCUCUUUUUGCUCAUGCUGGUAGUCAUUCUGCAAAGCAGCCUGGGUUUUGAGACACAGAAAAACAAAUGCUUUGGUUUGUUCUCCCUUUGUGCCUGCUGUAUCAGUUAACAGGAUAUCUUAGCUUUGGCCCUCUUAACACCCCUAGUCCUGUCUUAUCCUAUCCCCUGCAUCCCCUCCCCCCCUCCCCUCCCUCCCCUCCCCUCCCCUCCCCUCCCCUCCCCUCUAUUGGCUGCUUUGCUCGCUCAACGCUCCCACCGCUGCAAGGAUACUGUGAAAAUACUGGAGUGACCCCUCUGGUCACCCUGCUUCUUUAACCUCCAUUUUGUCUUCUCUUCAUCCAUCCAGCCCUAAAGAAGAAUAAUAUUACUAAAUUUCCCAAUGUCCACUCGAGGGUAAGGAAUUCCUCCAAUAGCACCCCUGUGGUGGUGGAUGUGUCCCAGACCUGGCAAGCAUCUCUUUUUUACCUCCCUUCCCUUUAAGUUACCUACCGCUGAGGGCUUUCCCUACUUCAGACUAGUCUGCCUGUUUUGGUCCCACUCCCUCCUUUCUGUUCACCCUCCAUUUCCUAAUUACAGUUUAGACAAGUAUUGCAUGUCUGAAAUCAAAGAAUGCAAUAUUCAAUUUAAAAUGCCCUUCAUGGAAAAUUGAAGACUUUUCUUGCCUUUUUGUUGUUUGUUAAACAUGGGAAAGAGGAGAAUGUACUUCUCCAUUGACAAGGCUUGUAUAAGAGGGCAGCCGUCCAUAGCUUGUUUUUUUAUUGAUAGUGACAGAAGGAAUAGUAAAUGUGAAAAAUUGUCACUCAAUAAGGUAUUUUCUUUGGACCUGUUUUUGUCUUUCGUCCAGAGAAGUGAACUGAGGGGGUAAUGUUUCUGUAGAACUCAAGCUGCUUUGCAUGACUGGCUGCCAACACAACCAGCCUCUGGGCACAUCUGAAGGCCCUGGCAAGAUGAUUGACAACAUCUUUUACCCCACCCCUCCCUUCCUCCCUCCAUCCCAGAUCUUCGCAAUCAGCCUUACAGGCGAGCCGACGCGGUGAGGAGGAGCGUCAGGAGACGCUUUGAUGACCAGAACUUGCGGCCGGUCAACAACUCUGAAGUCGUAAUUUGACGAGGGAAAAGUGCAUGUGCUAGGGGAGGGGUGAAGAGGGGGAGUGAUGUGGAGAGUGUAGCAGCCUCUCACUCUGAAGGACUGAAGGAGAGAUGGAUGGACUGAAAGAGAGAUAGAUGGACUGAAAGAGAGAUAGAUGGGUCUGAAAGGUCAGUUAUAGUGAACCUUAGACAAGCCAAGUGCCUAAAACUUGUUGUUUUGUCUCCUGUUUGUCUGUCUGGAGAUUUUUUUUACUUCAAGCAAUACAACUUGACCUGGCUUUAACUGUAUUUUCCUUUGAUAUGUAUACUGGACACAGUCGUCUGUAGCGGGGAUUCCUGAAAGAGAUUUUUCCUGAAAGAAGUGUAGAAUGUAACGGGUCACGGUUCCGCCACAGAGGAUGAAUAUGGUAUUUCAUAGCUAGUAUCUUAUUACAUUCCUGGUGCUACUGCCAUCGUUCUUGGAAAUUACACAAUGUGUUCGAGCGGCACUCUUAAGAACUCAUUAGCUUUUCCAUUGUUACUAAAGGGCUAAUGUACUUUUUAAAGGGGACAUACACUUUAUAUACAAAAGUAUGUGGACACACCUUCAAAUGACUGGAUUCGACUAUUUCAGCCUCACCCGUUGCAUAAAAUCGAGCACACCGCCAUGC